GUUGAAGCAUUCCCAGCCUCGCCUCGGGUGGAGGGAUUGCACGGAGGGAAAGCAAAACUACACUGUCAGUGUACUGUGUAGUUUUGUUUCAUCAGAAGGGGGGGAUUUGGAGGCUCGACUGUUCUCACCUUGGAUUUUUCUGGGCGAAUCUUUCUGGAUAAGGAGACUGUUUCCUGUCUGAGUCCCUGGGCUACGUCCCAUCACUUUCAGGCACUCUUGUGGAUACAAGGUGCCGACCAACAUGUCCACACAGGCGCCGACGUUCACGCAGCCGCUCCAGAGCGUCGUGGCACUAGAGGGUAGUGCCGCGACGUUCCAGGCUCAAGUUAGUGGUUCCCCAGUUCCUGAGGUGAGCUGGUUUCGUGAUGGCCAGGUUCUUUCCGCCGCCGCUUUGCCCGGCGUGCAGAUCUCGUUCAGCGACGGCCGCGCUGUUCUGACGAUCCCCGCGGUGACCGCCGCACACAGCGGGAGAUUCUCAGUCAGAGCGACCAACGGAGCCGGGCAGGCCACCAGCACGGCCGAACUCCUCGUCACAGCGGAGACCGCACCCCCGAGCUUCUCCCAGAGGCUGCAGAGCGCCGCGGUGCGACAGGGCAGCCAGGUGAAGCUGGACGUCCGGGUGUCGGGGAUCCCAGCACCGACCGUGAAGUUCUUCAGAGAGGGAGCCGAGAUCCAGAGCUCCGCUGACUUCAGGAUCCUGCAGGACGGAGAGCUGCACAGCCUGCUGAUCGCCGAGGCUUUCCCAGAGGAUUCUGGGAAUUAUUCUGUCACCGCCAGCAACAGCAGCGGGCGCGCAACCUCCACCUGCGAGCUGCUCGUUCAAGGUGAAGAAGCCGUUCCAGCAAAGAAAACCAAGACGGUGAUUUCAACUUCUCAGAUUUCACAGAGCCGUCAGACCAGAGUGGAAAAGAGGAUGGAGGCCAGUUUCCAGGCCACCGCCAUGAUGGAGAUGCAAGUGGAGGGCGCCGAGAUGACUCAGCAGCUCGCUCACAAGACUCCGCCCAGAGUUCCUCCCAAACCCGUGUCCAAGUCCCCUCAGCCAUCGCUGGCGACCAGGGUGGCUGGAGGACGCCAACAGUCGCCGUCACCGGUCAGACAUGUGAAGGCGCCCACGCCCACGCCUGGCAGGCCGGUGAAGUCCGACGCUGACGUCCCGCCGCCCUGGAAGCGGGGAGACUACGUGGCCGAGGCCAGCUACACCAGCAUGACCAGCAUGGCCAGUAUGACCAGUAUGACCAGUAUGACCAGUAUGAGCCGCAGCUCUGUCACCCAGCUGGGCCAGGAGCAGCGCUGGGAGCAGCAGGUCACUGGUGUCAAAGAGGUGUUGGAGGCAGCAGCCGUACCUUCUGCAGGCGGCGCCGUGAUCCCAGCCACGCUGGUGUCGGGUUUGAAGAACACAAAUGUGACGGAGGGCGAGUCGGUGACCCUGGAGUGCCAGAUCAGCGGUCACCCCACCCCCGUCAUCAUGUGGUUCAGAGAGGACUACAAGAUCGAGAGCUCCAUAGAUUUCCAGAUCAUCUACGAGAACGGAUUCGCCCAGCUAGUGAUCCGCGAGGCGUUCGCUGAAGACAGCGGACGCUUCACCUGCACCGCCACAAACGAGGCGGGAACCGUCAGCACUUCCUGCUACCUGCUCGUCCAGGUGUCCGAGGACAUCGAGAGCAGAGAGGAGAUGGCUGUCGUCACCGAACAUGUUGAAACUGCUGAGAAACUAGUAACCGAAGAAGCCAAAGAGGAGACCAUGUCUCAGGUGAGCGCGGCCGAGUCAGAUACUCCGGCCGCCGCUCCCUUCUUCAUCACAAAGCCAACCGUCCAGAAGCUGGUGGAAGGAGGAAGUGUCUUGUUUGAAUGCCAGGUUGGGGGAAGCCCCAAACCACACAUCAUCUGGAAGAAGGGCGGCGUACCGCUCACUACCGGAUACAGAUACAAAGUUGCCUACAAGAAGGAGACUGGAGAAUGCAAGUUAGAGAUCUCCAUGACCUUCGCUGAUGACGCCGGAGAAUACUCCGUCUUUGUGAAGAACCAGCUGGGAGAAGCCUCAGCCUCCGCCAAUCUGCUGGAGGAAGAGGAAUAUGAAGUCUACAUGAAGAAACAGGAAGAAACCUUUAAGACUGAAGUGACAGCCAUGGUGCAGGAGCCCAAAGUGGGAGACCUCCCCCCCGUUGCCGUUACAACAAUGGAGCAGAUAACCACCACCACCAUUAUCUCGGGACAGGAAUUCCAUCUUUCUGCCAUCGAGCUGAGGACCAUCCAGGAGAUUGAAAUCACCAUUAUGAAGAUUACCUACAGAGAUAUUGUGUCUGAGGACGGAGAGCUGAUGGUGACUGCGACCCCCACCGAGGCCAUGCAGCCAACCUUCGACACUCCUGUCAAAAACUACAGGAUCAGGGAAGGGAUGAGCGUCACUUUCCACUGCAAGGUGGCUGGAAUGCCGCUCCCCAAGAUCGCCUGGUUCAAAGACGGCCAGCGUAUCAGGGCCGGUGACCGUUACCAGAUGGAAGUUCUUCAGGAUGGACGAGCCAGUCUUCGUCUGCCUGUGGUUCUCCCAGAGGACGAGGGCGUGUACACAGCCUUCGCCUCCAACAUGAAAGGAAAUGUUGUCAGCUCUGGGAAGCUCUACGUUGAGUCGGCUGGAGCUGUAACACCUCAGAGAUACACACCACAGCCAGCCAUGCAGAGGAUCAGAUCCACAUCUCCUCGCUCUCUGAGCCGUUCUCCUGGCCGUUCUUCCAGCCGUUCUCCCGGACGUUCUCCAGCCCGUCGGCUUGAUGAGACAGACGAGGCUCAGCUGGAAAGACUCUACAAGCCUGUGUUUGUCAUGAAACCUGCCUCAUGUAAAUGCUCCGAGGGGCAAACUGCCAGAUUUGACUUAAAGGUUGUCGGCAGACCGAUGCCCGACACAUACUGGUUCCAUAAUGGACAACAAGUGGUUAGCGACCACACCCACAAGAUAGUGGUUAAAGAGGACGGUACCCAGUCCCUGAUCAUUGUCCCGGCCAUGCCACAUGACUCCGGAGAGUGGACGGUCAUCGCCCAGAACAGAGCUGGACGGUCGUCCAUCUCUGUCACUCUCACCGUUGAUGCUAAAGAAACCCUGACGCGCCCCCAGUUCACUGAGAAGCUGAAGAACCUCAGUGUAAAGCAGGGCACUCUGGUUGAACUGGCUGUCAAAGCCAUUGGUAACCCCCUGCCUGAUAUCGUCUGGCUGAAAAACAGUGACAUUAUCACCCCACACAAGCAUCCAAACAUCAGGAUUGAAGGAACCAGAGGAGAGGCCAAAUUCCAGAUUCCCUCAUCAGCUGGCACAGACAGCGCCUGGUACACUGCUACAGCCAUCAACAAGGCUGGCAGAGACACCACACGCUGCAGAGUCAAUGUUGAGGUAGACUAUGUUGAACCUGAACCAGAGAGGAAGCUCGUUAUUCCCAAAGGAACCUACAAGGCCAAGGAGAUUGCCCCACCAGAGUUGGAGCCCCUUCAUCUGCGCUACGGCCAAGAGCAGUGGGAGGAGGGCGACCUUUACGACAAAGAGAAGCAGCAGAAACCACAGUUCAAGAAGAAGCUGACUUCUAUCAGAAUGAAGCGCUUUGGUCCGGCUCAUUUUGAGUGCAGACUGACUCCAAUUGGCGACCCCACCAUGGCGGUGGAGUGGCUGCACGACGGCAAACCCCUGGAAGCUGCGAACAGGUUACGCAUGGUCAACGAAUUUGGUUACUGCAGCCUUGACUAUGAAGCUGCCUACGCUAGAGACAGCGGCGUCAUCACUUGCAGAGCUACCAACAAGUUUGGAGCUGAUCAGACCUCAGCCACCCUGGUCGUCAAGGAUGAGAAGGGUCUUGUUGAGGAAACACAACUUCCUGAAGGUAAGAAGGGAGCGCAUAGAAUGGACGAGAUCGAGCGCAUGGCUCACGAAGGAGGACCCUACGGAGUCACUGCUGAUGAAGACUCUGAGAAAAUGAAACCAGAGAUUGUUCUUCUUCCUGAACCAGCAACAGUGAUGGAAGGCGAAACUGCACGUUUCCGCUGCAGAGUGACCGGUUAUCCAUCACCCAAGGUAAACUGGUACCUCAACGGACAACUUAUCCGCAAAAGCAAGAGAUACAGACUUCGGUAUGAUGGUAUUUACUACUUGGAGAUCACUGAAGUCAAAUCCUAUGACUCAGGAGAGGUGAGAUUGGUAGCCGAAAACAACAUUGGCUCAGUUGAGCACACCGUGAAGCUGGAGAUUCAACAGAAAGAGGACUUCAGAACUCAUCUGCGCCGUGCCCCAGAGGGUAAGGCAGCCGAGGCCGCACCCGAACCUGGAAAAACAUCAUUUGAGGUGGUGAAAACCGAGAUACCUGGAGACGACUCUCAGCUGAAAGAGGUGGUGAAGCUGAAGAAGGCCCAGAGAGUUGUCCAUGAGAAAUCCACAGAAGAGUCGGAGGAGCUGAGGGGCAAGUUCAAACGCAGGACAGAGGAAGGCUAUUACGAGUCCAUCACUGCGGUGGAGCUCAAGUCACGCAAGAAGGACGAGUCCUACGAGGAUCUGCUGAAGAAAACAAAGGAGGAGCUGCUUCACCGGAAGCAGGAGAAGGAGGCGGCUGAGAAGAAGAAAGAGGAGGACCGCCGCAAACUUACAGCUACACCUCUAAAACCACAAAGGGUCAAGCUCUCAGCCAGCAUGGAAGCUCCUAAGAUCGUGGAGCGUAUCACCAGCCAGACAGUCGCACAGGGCGAUGAAGUCAAGUUCAGAGUUAGAGUCAUCGGCAGACCAGAACCUCAGUGCCAGUGGUUCAAGAAUGGCGUUCAGCUGGAGAAGACUGACCGUAUUAACUGGUACUGGCCUGAGGAUCAUGUGUGUGAACUGACGAUCAGAGACGUCAGAGCUGAGGAUUCGGCAAGUGUCAUGGUUAAAGCUACAAACACUGCUGGAGAGACUUCAGGACAUGCUUUCCUGCUGGUGCAAGCAAAGCAAGUCAUCACCUUUACACAGAAGCUGGAGGACGUCAACGCAAAAGAGAAAGACACCAUGGCUACCUUUGAGUGUGAAACCAAUGAGCCUUUUGUCAAGGUCAAAUGGCUGAAGAAUAACGUGGAGAUCUUCUCCGGAGACAAAUACAGGAUGCACUCUGACAGAAAGGUCCACUUCCUGUCUGUGCUGAUGAUCGACAUGAGGGAUAACGCAGAAUUUACCUGCAAGGUUAUCGACGAAGAUGUCAGUACAACUGCCAAGCUCAAUGUUGAAGGAGAACCACUGCAGAUCCUGAAGCAGCUGGAGAGCACCGAGGUUCCCGAGACGUACUCCGGAGAGUUUGAGUGUGUCAUGUCCCGUGAGGACGCUGAAGGCAGCUGGUUCUUUGGAGAAAAGCUGCUCUCUCCCAGCAGUAAAUAUGUCAUUUCCUCCCGCCGUGGAAGACAUACCCUGUCUGUCAAAGAAGUUGAGAAGAAGGACCAGGGAAAAUAUAGCUUCAAAGUGGGCGAGUUCAAGACAAGUGCCUCACUGAAGAUGAAAUUGCGUCCAGUGACCCUGAUGCAGCCUCUGACAGAUUUGACUGUCUGCGAGGGCGAUAUCGCUCAGCUGGAGGUCAAGUUCUCCCAGGAGAAUGUUGAAGGAAUCUGGAUGAAGAACGGACAGCCAAUCACAGCCUCAGACCGUGUGCACAUUGUUAUCGACAAACAGAUCCACAAACUUCUGAUUGAAGACACCAGCAAGGAGGAUCAUGCAAAGUACUCCUUUGAGGUUCCUGAUCAGGGGAUCUCAACCUCUGCAAAGCUGGUCAUUCAGACAAUUGGCAUCUUGAUCCCACUGAAGGACAUGAGUGCCGUUGAGGGCACCAAGGCCGUCCUGGAGACCAAGAUCUCCGCUCAGGACAUCACCUCAAUCAAAUGGUACCACAACGACAAACUGCUGGCGCCCAGCGAGAGAGUCCAGAUGGUUUCAAAGGGAGCCAAACAGCGUCUGGUCUUCAACCGGACCUACGCCUCUGAUGAAGGACACUACAAACUGGUGGUUGGCCGAGCUGACACCAGCUGCAAAUUUUCUGUUCAAACUGUCCAGAUUGUGAAACCCAUAAAGGACAAGCAGUGCUCCGAGUCUGAGAACGUCACAUUUGAAGUAGAGGUUUCUCACGUGGGCAUUGAUGCCUUCUGGACCUUCAAGAGGCAGCUGCUCAAAGCCAGCGCCAAGUACAAGAUGGAGUCCAAGAACAAGCGCCACACCCUGACUGUCAUGAAUGCAAUGAAGGACGAAGAGGGCGAGUACAUGUUCGCCGCUGGUGAGAAGAUGUGCACUGCUACAUUAACUGUAUCAGGUGGCGCUAUCAAGAAACCCCUGCAUGAUUUGGUGGUGGCCGACUCCCAGACCGCCAUGCUGGAGUGUGAAGUCGCCAACCCCACCGCCGAGGGCAAGUGGCUGAAAAACGGCCAACCUGUGGACUUCAACGAGAACACGCUGAGCGAGGUGAAGGGUGCCGUCAGACGCCUCGUCAUCAUGAUCACCAAAGCCACCGACGUCGGCGAGUACACCUACCAGGUCGCCACGUCCAAGACCUCAGCCAUGCUGAGAGUCGAGGCUGUGAAGAUCAAGAAGACCCUGAAGAACCUGAAUGUGGUCCAGACUCAGGAUGCCUUGUUCAGCCUGGAGCUGACCCAUGAGGAUGUGCGAGGAGCGCAGUGGAUCAAGAACGGUGUUGAGAUCCAGCCCAGUGAUAAAUACGAGAUCACUAUUGAAGGCACAGUCCACAGCCUGAAAAUCAAGACCUGCAGCACACAGGACGAGUCUGUUUACUCUUUCAAACUAGGAAAACUGUCUGCAAGCGGCAGGCUGAACGUUGAAACCAUCAAGAUCCUGAAGAAGCCAAAGGAUGUGACAUCACUGUUGGGUGCAACUGCCGUAUUCGAGCUGGGCAUCUCCGAGGACGACAUCCCCGUGAAAUGGAUGUUCAACAACGUGGAGCUGAAGCCAGACGCGAACUACAGGAUGCUGUCUGAGAAGAAGACCCACAAACUGACUGUCCAGGACGUGGACAGCAGCAAAGAGGGACAGUACACCGCUGUGGUGGGCCACCUCCAGUGCAGCGCUCGCCUCACGGUCGAGUCCCUGCGAGUCACCAAACCGCUGAAGAGUGUGAGCGUCCCAGAGACCCAUGUGGCCACAUUCGAGUGUGAAGUGUCCCACUUCAACGUGCCGUCCACCUGGCUGAAGGACGGCGUGGAGAUCGAGAUGAGCGAGAAGUUCAGGAUCGUGGUUCAGGGGAAACUCCACCAGCUGAAGAUCAUGAACACCGGCAGGGACGACUCGGCCGAGUACACCUUCGUCUGCGGGAACGACCGAGUCUCUGCAACGCUCACCGUUAACCCCAUCAUUAUCACGACGAUGUUGCAGAACUUGGAUGCUCAGGCGAAAGACACGGUCACAUUUGAGGUGAACAUCAACUAUGAGGGAAUCACGUACAAAUGGCUGAAGAAUGGUGUGGAGAUCCGGUCCACGGACAGAUGCCAGGCUCGCUGCAAACAGCUGACUCACACUCUGACCAUCAGGAACGUUCACUUUGGAGACAGCGCCGAGUACACCUUCAUGGCCGGCUCUGCAGUCACUACAGCUAAACUCUACGUCGAGGCCCGCGUGGUUGAAUUCACUAAACACCUGAAGGACCUGAAGAUCACGGAGAAGAAGAGAGCGACUUUCGAAUGUGAAGUUUCUGAACCGAACAUCCAGGUGAUGUGGAUGAAGGACGGCCAGGAACUGGAGAUGUCCGACAGAUAUAAAAUGAGUGCCGAUAAGUUCGUGCACCAUCUGACCGUGCCGUCGGUGCGCCUGUCGGACGCCGGAGAGUACACGGCGGUGGCCGGGUCCAGCAUGUCCAAGGCCCAGCUGGUCGUUCUGGGGCGGGACGUCAGGAUCUCCGAGCCCGCUAGCAGAGACAUCUCUGUUGUUGAGAAGCAGAGAGCCACCUUUGAGUUCGAGGUGAAUGAGGACGACGUGGAUGCUCGCUGGCUGAGGAACGGCGUGGAGAUCCAGAUCUCGGCAGAGGAGAGGUUCUCCUACGUCUGCAUCCGCAAGCUGCACCGCCUCACCGUGUCGGAGACUUACCGCAGCGACGCCGGAGAGUACACCUUCCUCGCCGGCAAGAACAGGAGCACCAUGAACCUUCACGUCACACUGCCGGAGCCUCCGCAGAUCGUUCGCCACAUGCAGGCCCAGACGGCGAUGUCCGGCAGAUCGGUUCGCUUCUCGGUGCAGGUGAGCGGCCUCCCGGAGCCCCAGGUGUCCUGGUACAAAGACUCCCAGGCUCUGUCUACCAGCUACAAGUGCAAGUUCCUCCACGACGGAGACGAGCACACUCUGCUGCUGCUGGAAGUCUUCCCCGAGGACGCCGCUGUCUACAGCUGCGAGGCCAAGAACGACUACGGAGAGGCAGCAAGCUCCGCUGCUCUCACUGUGGAAGUUCCAGAGGUGGCUGAAACCGUGGCUCGGGUCUCUGCUCCGGUCCUGAUCGCUCCAAUGCGGGACAUCCUGGUCCCCGAGGGAAACCCGGCCCAGUUCCAGUGCUCCGUCUCUGGGGAAGAUUUGCAGAUUUCCUGGUUCUGUGGCGACAGAGAGAUCAGACAGUCAGACAUCUUCAGGAUGUCUCAUUACGGACAAACCUGCCAGUUGGAGAUCUCCAGAGCUCUCCCGAACCACGAAGGAGAGUACUCAUGUGCUGCCUCUAACUCGGCAGGAAUGGUGACGUGUUCUGCGACUCUGAACAUCGACGUAACUGCAGCGGAGCACGAGCCUAGGACUCAGACAAAGGAGGAAGUGAAAGUGAAACCUGUGUUCAGGCACAGAAUUGUCCCUGUGGAGAUCAACGCUGGCAACCCUGCCAAGUUUGAAUGUGAAACUGAGGACGCUCCGAAUGUGAGCUUCAAGUGGUUCAAAGAUGGACACCAAAUCAAAGAGAGUGAUAAAUACAGGAUUAUCAGUCGCUUCAGUACUUCCUCUCUGGAGCUUCUGAACCCAAACAAGGACGAUAGCGGUGAAUACACCUGCAAGGCGUCCAAUCAGCAUGGUGGUGACGAAUGUUCUGCCUCUCUCGUUGUGACAGAGCGUAAAGUCCCUCCAACUUUCACCAAGAAGCCAUCUGAGUCCAUGAUGGAUUCUGUGGGUAAGACGGUGAAGAUGGAGGGCCGGGUGUCUGGCUCACAGCCGCUGACCAUCACAUGGUUCAAGGACAACAGCGAGAUCCAAGGCUCUGACAAAUACGACGUCAGCUUCACGAACAACGUCGCCGUGUUGUGUGUCAGAAACUCCAGCAGCUCAGACAGCGGCGUUUAUGAGUGCACGGCUUCCAACGAGGCCGGAAAAGCCUCAUGUCGGGUGUCUCUCAACAUCACAGAAACCGGCCAGGCUCCGAAAUUCAACGUUCCUCUGGAGCCCGUGACGGUGAACGAGGGCGAGAAGCUGAGCCUAAAGUGCCACGUGAUUGGCUCUCCUCCGCUGAACAUCCAGUGGAUGAAGGACCGGAGGGAGCUGAAGUCCAGCGGGAACACCAAGGUCACGUUUGUUGGCGGGACGGCCUGUCUGGAGAUCAGCCCAGUCUCAAAGAGCGACGCCGGGGAUUACCUCUGCAAGGCCAGCAACGCCAGUGGCAGCGACUUCUGCAAGGCCAGGGUCACUGUCAAAGAUAAAGGAGUGAAGGCCGCCCCCAGCGAGGCCGCUGCCCAACCCGCAGCUGCUCCAGCCAAAAGGCUCGACAACCUUUUCUUCAUCGAGGAACCCAAAAACAUUUCCGUCACAGAGAAGGGCACCGCGACGUUCAUCGCUAAAAUCGGCGGCGACCCGAUCCCCAGCGUGAAGUGGAUGAAGGGCAAAUGGCGGCAGAUCACGCCCGGUGGUCGCAUCACCAUCGAGCACAAGGGCCAAGACGCCCGCAUGGAGAUCAGAGAGGUGACCAAGAGCGACGCCGGUCAGUACCGAUGCGUCGCCACCAACAAACACGGAGAGAUCGAGUCCAGCGCCGACAUGGCCGUCACCAAGAAGGAGGAAGUGCAGGGAAUCGGAGAUAUUCGCACCAAGCUGAAGAAGACUCCCUCGAAGCAGAAGAGUCCGAAGAAAGAAGGAGACUUAGACAUCGUGGAGUUGCUCAGAGGCCACGACCCCAAAGAGUACGAGAAGAUCCUGACAGACCACGGUAUCCAUGACUACCGCGCCAUCCUGCAGGCCAUCGAGUUCCUGAAGAGGGAGAAGGAGAUGGAGAGCGGAAAAGUGGAAGUGGAGCGUGGCGGCCGUGUGGAAGAGGAAGACAUGUCUCGACUGAUCCAGCAGCUGGAGGGACGCGUCGGCACAGAGCCCGUCUCUGUGCUGGAGCCCAUCAGCGACCAGAAGACGCCGGAGAACCAGACCGCCACUUUCGAGUGUAAGAUCCGCAUCAACUACCCAGAGAUCACCCUGAGCUGGUACAAAGGAACACAGAAACUGGAAAGCAGCGACAAAUACGACAUCGGCCGUGCCGGUGACCGCCACUACCUGUCCAUCAGGAACUGCCAGGAGAAAGACCAGGGCAGCUACCGCGUGGUCUGCGGGCCGCACAUCGCCAACGCCAAGCUCACCGUCACAGAAGAGAAAGAAGCAGUUGAAGAAAUAGUUGAGAGGACUCAGAAAGUGGAGAUGAGACAACAAGUCCCUGAAGUACCGGAAGCAAGGAAGACGCAGCCCGAGGUAACUGUCACGGCUCCGUCUCGGCGAGAGGAACCUCCAGCGCCAGAAGAUGGUAAACCAACAGAGGAGGCACCAAAAGGCAGAGGCAGAGGAUUUGGGGCGAGACAAACGCCAUCUCCUGGUGACGGUGGCAAGGGCCGCGGCCUGAGGCCCGGUGGAAAAGGCCCGUCACCACCAGAGGAACCCUUCGGAGGAUUUAAGCUCAAAGCCGUGCCUCUGAAAUUCGUCAAAAAGAUUCAGGACAUUGUGCUGAAGGAAGCCGAGUCUAUCGGCUCAUCUGCUGUGUUUGAGUGUGAGAUUUCGCCUUCCACAGCCAUCACGACGUGGAUGAAAGAUGGCAGCAACCUCCGCGAGGGGCCCAAACACAAAUUUACAGCUGAUGGCAAAGAUCGCAAGUUGAACAUUAUUGAUGUCCAGUUGUCUGACACCGGUGAAUACACCUGUGUGGGCAAGAACGCUGGCAAGGAAAUAACAUGCACAGCCAAGCUUGUUGUUGAAGAGCUGCCGGUGAAAUGGUUGAAGGAGUUGGAACCAGAGACGUCCUGUAUUAAGACUCAGCCCAUGUACCUGACCUGUGAGUUAAACAAAGAGAGGGAUGUGGUCUGGAAGCGUAACGGCGCCCUCUUGAAGACAAAGGCGGGAAAAGUGGCCAUUAAUAUCAUUGGUAUGCAGCACGCUGUGACCAUCCAGAACGCCACUGAGGAAGACGCCGGUGCCUACACGUGUGAGGUGGCCGGGCAGGAGGACGUCAAGACGACAACCAAUGUCAAAGUGAUUGAAAUCAUCAAAGACUGGCUGACGAAGCCUCUGAGGGACCAGCAUGUGAAACCGAAGGCUAAAGCCACAUUUAAAUGUGAGCUGUUCAAAGACACUCCCAACUGGAAGUGGUUCAAAGGAGACAACGAGCUCGCUCCUUCUGACAAAGUGGAGAUCAACAAAGAUGGACAGGACAUGACGCUCACCAUCAAAAACUGCCAGCCGGACGAUGUCUCUGACUAUACCAUCCAGGUGGAGGAUCGCAGAUACACGGCCAAACUCACACUCGGAGAGCGCGAGGCAGAGAUCCUGAAGCCUCUCUCCAGCGUGGAGGUGGUCGAGAAGGAGGAAGCUAACUUCAACACUGAGAUUUCGGAGGAGGAUGUAGUCGGGGAAUGGAAACUGAGAGGCCAGGUGUUGAUGAGGUCUCCGACCUGCGACAUUAAAUCUGAAGGCAGGAAGCGUUUCCUGACGCUGAAACACGUGCAGCUGGAUCAGGCGGGCGAGGUGUCAUAUCAGGCGCUGAACGCCGUCACUAGCGCCAUGCUCAACGUCAAAGAGGGCGACGCCGUCUUCGUGACUAAGCUGCAGGAUUACACUGCCACAGAGAAAGACGAGGUGUCUCUGGACUGUGAACUGAGCAAAGACGUCCCCGUGGUUUGGUAUUACGGCGAGAAGGAAGUCGUCGCCUCCAAGACGGUGGUGUUGCGGUCGGAGGCAACGCGCCGGUCUCUGAUCCUGAAGAAAGUGGCGCAGAGCGACAAAGGGAAAUAUACCUGCGACUGUGGGACGGACAAAACCUCCGCCAGGCUCAACAUCGAAGCUCGGGACAUCAAGGUUGUGCGUCCGAUUUAUGGCGUGGAACUGUUUGACGGAGAGACGGCUCGCUUCGAGGUGGAGAUCUCUGAGGACGAUGUGCACGGCCAGUGGAAACUCAAUGGAGAAGUCCUCAGUCCUUCUUCUGAUGUGGACAUCAUCGAGGAGGGCGGCAAACACACUCUGAUCCUCUACAACUGUAAAGUCUCAAUGACCGGUGAGGUGGCAUAUGCCGCCGCCAACGCCAAGUGUUCUGCCAACCUGAAGGUCAAAGAACUUCCUCUGAACUUCCUGACGCCGCUGAACGAUGUUCAGGUGUACGAGAAGGACGAGGCGAGGUUCGAGGUUGAGCUGUCGAGAGUUCCCAAGAGUUUCCGCUGGCUGAAAGGCUCCCAGGAACUGCAGAGGGAUGACAAGUACGAGAUGAUCCAGGAAGGAAACAUGUUUGUUCUGGUGAUCCGUUUGGCCGCCUACGACGACGAGGCAAAGUACAUGUUCGAGGCCGAGGACAAGAGGACGGCCGGAAAACUGGUUAUACAAGGUAUUCGGCUGGAGUUUGCCAAACCGAUUAAGGACGUGACAGUGAAGGAGCGUGAGACGGCCGAGUUCAGCGUUGAACUCUCCCACGACAAGAUCUCUGUGGUCUGGUACAAAAACGAUGUACGCCUGCAUCCUAGCAAGGUUGUGCACAUGGCGGACCACGGGAAGGUGCACACGCUGGCCUUUAAAGAAGUUACCAUCGACGACACGUCCAUGAUCAAAGUGGAGGCCAUGGACAAGACCAUGACCGCCAUGCUCACCGUCAUCGAGGGCGACCUGUACUUCACCACCAAGCUGCAGAACUACACGGCCGUGGAGCGGGAUGAGGUGAAGCUGGUCUGUGAACUCAGCAAAUCGGUCGCAGACGUCAAAUGGUUUAAGGACGGGAAGGAGAUCACUCCGUCCAAGAACAUCGCCAUCAGCACAGACGGAAAGAAGCGCAUCCUGAUGGUCAGGAAAGCGGAGAAGGCCAACAUCGGAGAGUACACCUGUGACUGCGGCUCGGACAAAACCACCGCCAGACUCAACAUAGAAGAGCGGGACAUUAAGGUUGUCCGUCCGCUGUACAGCGUGGAGGUGACGGAGACAGAAACAGCCAAGUUUGAGACGGAGAUUUCAGAAGAGGACGUCCACGGAAACUGGAAGCUGAAGGGAGAAGCCCUGCUGCAGUGUCCUGAUGUUGAGAUUAAGGAGGAAGGAACCAAACACCUGCUGAUCCUCUACAACGUGCGCAUGGACAUGGCUGGCAGCGUCGACUUCUCCGCAGCCAACGCCAAAUCCAACGCUCAGCUCCGGGUCAAAGCCCGGUCCAUCGGGCUGAUGCGUCCUCUGAAGGACGUGACGGUGACGGCCGGAGAAACGGCCACCUUUGAGUGCGAGCUGUCGUACGAAGGCAUCGCCGUGGACUGGUUCCUGGGGGGAAAGAAGAUGGAGGCCAGCGAGCGGGUGAAGACCCGUGUGGUGGGGCGAGUUCACACUCUGACCAUCAGAGACGUGAAGCUGUCCGAGGCCGGCGAAGUCAAACUGAGCGCCAAAGACUUCCAGACGCAGGCGAAACUCAUCAUCAGACAGCCGCCGGUGGAGUUCACGAAGCCGCUGGAGGACCAGACGGUCGAGGAAGAGGCAAGCGCUACGUUGGAGUGUGAAGUUUCCAGAGAGAACGCUGAGGUCCGCUGGUUCAGAGAGGGACAGGAAGUCAGGAAGACUAAGAAGUAUGACCUGAUCGUAGACGGAGUCAAGAGGAAGCUGGUCAUCCAUGACUGCUUGCCGGACGACGCCAAGAUGUACACAUGUGACGCCUCAGAGUUCAAGACUUCCUGUUUCCUGGAGGUCACACCUCCUCACGUGGAGUUCAGUAAGCCUCUGCAGGACGUCGAGGUCAAAGAGAAAGAAUCUGCUAAGUUUGAAUGUGAAGUUUCCCGCGAGUCUGCCAAGGUUCGCUGGUUUAAGGACGGCAACGAGAUCAGGAAAGGGAAGAAGUACGAGAUUGUUGCUAAGGGCAAACAGAGGAUCCUCAUCGUGCACAAGUCUGUGUUUGACGACGAGGCCGAGUACGAAUGUGACGCCCGCACCGCCAAGAGCUCGGGCAUGCUCACCGUCAUCGAGGAGGCAGCACGCUUCACCAAGAACCUGUCCAACGUGGAGGGGAUGGAGACGGACAGCGUGAAGAUGAUCUGCGAGGUGUCGAAGCCGGUUGCCGAGGUGACGUGGUACCGUGGAGACGAGGAGCUGCCAGAGGGUGGCCGGUACGAGCAGAUCAGCGACGGGCGCCGACGGAUUCUGAUAAUCCAGGACCUGAGAAUGGAGGACGCCGGAGAGUACAACUGCAGGCUGAGUCCCACCGCCAAGACGUCCGCCACGCUCCGGCUACACGAGCUGGCGGCCGAGUUCAUCGCCCGUCCUCAGAACCAGGAAGCGGUGGAGGGCGAGAAGGCCGAGUUCGCCUGCUCCGUCUCCAAGGAAACGUACGAGGUGAAAUGGUUCAGAGGCGAGAAGGAAGUGCAAACGGGGGAGAAGUACAGCGUGGUCAGCGAGGGGAAGAGGAGGGCUCUUAUUGUGAAAAGCUGCGAGCUGAAGGACGAGGGCGGCUACGUUGCUCAGAUCGGCAACGUCAAAGCCUCCGCCGAGCUGUAUGUCAUCGAGAAACUGAGGAUCAUCACGCCGAUCAAAGACGCGGAGGUGAAGGAGGGAAGUGAGAUCGUGUUUAACUGCGAGACGAACACGGAGGGAGCGAAGGCCAAGUGGCUGAAGAACGAGGAGACGAUAUUCGAGAGCAGCAAGUACAUGAUGGCCCAGCGGGACAACGUCUUCUCUCUGAGGAUCAGAGACGCCCAGAAGGCCGACGAGGCCGUCUACACCAUCAGCCUGACCAAUCAGAGAGCAGAGCAGGCCAAGAGCACCGCCAGCGCUAAAGUGUCAGCGGAGAAGCUGAGGUUCCUGAGGCCCAUCGAGGACAUCGAGACUCAGGAGAAGAAGACGAUCGGCUUCGUGUGCGAGGUCAACCGUCCCGAGGUGACUGUCCGCUGGCUCAAGGCGGGACAGGAAGUGACGCUCAGCAAACGCCUGGUGUACCGCGCCGACGGCCUUCGCCACACGCUGACCAUCAAGGACUGCGUGAUGGAGGACGAGGGCGAGUACACGGCCGUCGUCGGGGACGACAAGUGCGCGGCCGAGCUGAUCAUCAGCGAGGCGCCCACUGACUUCACCGCGGCGCUCAAAGACACGACCGUCACCGAGUUCGAGGACGCCGAGUUCGUCUGCAAGCUGAGCAAAGAGAAGGCAUCGGCGGUGAAAUGGUACAGGAACGGACGGGAGAUCAGAGAAGGACCCAGAUAUCACAUGAAGAAAGAAGGAAAGACGUGCAGACUGGUGAUCAAAGUGUGCAGACCAGACGAUGAAUGUGAAUACGCCUGCGGAGUGGAGGAGAGGAGGACCAGAGCCAGGCUCUUCGUCGAAGAGACGCCGGUGGAGAUCGUGCGUCCUCCGCAGGACGCCUUCGAGCCCCCGGGCUCUGACGUGGUGUUCGAGGCGGAGCUGAACAAGGACCGCGUGGAGGUGAAGUGGAUGAGGAACAACAUGAUCAUCGUGCAGGGAGACAAGUACCAGAUGAUCAGCGAGGGGAAGAUCCACAGGCUGCAGGUCUGUGAGAUCAGACCCCGGGACCAGGGAGAGUACCGCGUCGUCGCCAAGGACAAGGACGCCAGGGCCAAGCUGGAGCUCGCAGCCGUUCCAAAGAUCAAAACCACGGAUCAGAAUCUGGUGACGGACGCCGGGAAGCCGUUUGUGAUGAGUGUGCCGUACGACGCGUACCCCCGCGCCGACGCCGAGUGGAUCUACGAGGGCGCCGCUCUGCCGGUCCAGAACAUCGACACUUCGGCCGACAAGACGGAGUACCGGCUGAAGAGCCCCAGGAAGGAGGACCAGGGCCGGUACCGCGUGGUGAUCCGGAACAAACACGGCCAGGGGGAGGCCUUCAUCAACCUGGACGUCAUCGACGUCCCCGGCCCGGUGAAGAACCUGCGUGUGGUGGACACGGCGGACGGCGAGGUCAGCCUGGCGUGGGAGGAGCCCGAGAGCGACGGCGGCAGCAAGAUCUUGUCCUACGUGGUGGAGCGCCGCGACGUGAAGCGUAAGACCUGGACGCUGGCGACCAACCGUGCCGACGCGCCCGAGUACUGCGUCAGCGGCCUGCAGAAGGAGAACAAGUACCUGUUCAGAGUCUGCGCCCAAAACCGUGUCGGCAGCGGCCCCACCGUUGCCACUGACGAUGCCGUCCAGGCCAAGAACAAGUUCGACGUUCCCGAUGCUCCAGAGAAUGUGGCGGUCGGCGUGGUGAACCGGUUCGGCGCCACCGUGAGCUGGGAGCCUCCGAAGCACGAUGGCGGCUCAGAGAUCACCGCCUACGUGAUCGAGCUGCGCGACAGGACGGCAGUGAAGUGGGAGGCGGCCAUGGUCUGCGGCGCCAAGGACCGCACGGCCACGCUGAGUGACGUCGUGGAGAACAAGGAGUACAUCUUCAGAGUCCGAGCCGAGAACAAGGCCGGCAUCGGACGGCCCAGUGCCGCCACCAAACCCGUCAAGAUCAUGGAUCCCAUCGAUCGGCCGAGCCCGCCUCUGAACCUGAACUUCAGCGACCAGAUCAACACGGCCGUGACGCUGACCUGGGAGACGCCCGCCAACAACGGCGGCAGCAUGAUCACCGGAUACAUCAUCCAGAAAUGUGACGACGGCACCGACAAGUGGCUCCGUUGCAACGCCAGGCUGUGUCCGGAUCUUUCCUACCGGGUGUCCGGUCUGAAGCCCGGUCAGAAGUACCUCUACAGAGUCUGUGCCGAGAACGCCGCUGGCGUCUCUGAUCCAACGGAGCAACUCGGACCUCUGCUCGCAGACGACCCUCACGUGGGUCCGACCUUUGACCUGAGCGGCUUCAGGAACGGUCUGGAAGUAAUCGUCCCGCAGCCUCUCACCAUCAGAGUCCCGAUCACCGGGUACCCGACGCCCGUUGCCAAGUGGAGCUUCGGAGAGAAGGCGCUGAGCACCACCGACGAGCGCGUCUCCAUGGUGACCAAGCCCACGUACACGGAGCUGACGGUGGCGCCGAGCGUGCGCCCAGACAAAGGCACCUACACGCUGCAGCUGGAGAACGACGUGUCGUCCAUCUCUGGAGACAUCGAAGUCAACGUCAUCGCAUGCCCCAGUGCUCCCAAAGACUUUAAGGUGGCCGAGGUGACCCGACACCACGUCCACCUGAUGUGGGAGGCGCCAGAGCACGACGGAGGAAGUCCAGUCACACACUUCCAGAUCGAGAAGAGAGAAGUGUCCCGCAAGACCUGGGCCAAGGUGGCUACCGGCGUCCUGGACCUGGAGCACACUGUCACAGACGUGCUUGAAGGAAAGGAGUAUCUGUUUAGCGUCACUGCCUGCAACAAGUGUGGACCCGGAGAGCCGGCAUACAUCGACGAGCCCGUCAACGUCUCCUCUCCCGCCACUGUACCUGAUCCUCCCGAGAACCUGAAGUGGCGUGAUAAGAGCGGCAAGACCAUCUUCCUGUUCUGGGAGCCCCCGAAGUACGAUGGCGGUGCCCCGAUCAAAGGCUACGUGGUGGACAAGUGUCAGCGUGGCACCGACAAGUGGGAGCCCUGCGGAGACCCCAUCCCUGAGCUGAAGUUCCAGGUGACCGGCCUGAUCGAGGGCCAGUGGUACGCCUACAGAAUCAGAGCUUUCAACAAGCUGGGAGCCAGCCGACCGUGCAGAGCCACCGAUGAAAUCCAGGCCGUUGACGCCAGAGAGGCUCCAGAGAUCCAGCUGGAUGUGAAGCUGCUGGCCGGUCUGACGGCCCGGGCUGGCACAAAGAUCGAGCUUCCAGCCGACGUCAAAGGGAAGCCCGACCCCCGCGUAAAGUGGACCAAGGCCGACCAUGUGCUACGGGCCGACGACCGCAUCACCAUCGACACUCAGCCGGGACACUCCAAGCUGUCCAUCGACAAGACGACCAGAGGCGACACGGCCACCUACAUCAUCGAGGCGGUUAACGCCUGCGGACGCGCCACCGCCACUACUGACGUCAACAUUCUCGAUAAACCCGGUCCUCCGGCUGCUUUCGACAUCUCUGAGGUCACCAACGAGUCGUGCUUCAUGGCGUGGAACCCUCCGAGGGACGACGGCGGCUCGCCCAUCACCAACUACAUUGUGGAGAGCCGGCUAUUGGACAAAGAGGAGUGGGUGAAGCUGUCGGCCACCGUCAAACACACCACGUUCAAAGCCUGCAAGCUCACUGCUCUGAAGGAGUACGUGUUCAGGAUCAGCGCUGAGAACCAGUACGGCAUCGGCGAGCCCGCAGAACACGUGCCCAUCAUCGCUAAGUAUUCCUUCGAUCCUCCCGGCCCUCCAACCAGAGUCACGCCCUCCGACAUCGCCAAGGAUGCUGUAACUCUGACAUGGUUCGAGCCGGACGAGGACGGUGGCAGUCCCAUCACCGGGUACUGGAUCGAGAAGUUCGACCGGGAAGCUGACAAGUGGAUCAGAUGCAACAAACUGCCCGUCAGAGACGCAACAUUCAGGGUGAAGGGACUUACCACCAAGAUGAAGUACAGCUUCCGUGUUCUGGCGGAGAAUCUGGCCGGACCUGGAAAACCCAGCGUGGAGACGGAUCCCGUCCUCAUCAAAGAUCCCAUCGAUCCUCCGUGGGCUCCCGGUAAACCCGUCAUCAGGGAUGUUGGUAAGACGACGGUGCAGCUGGCGUGGACGCGGCCAGAGCACGACGGCGGCGCCAAAAUCGAAGGCUACAUCGUGGAGUUCCAGAAGACGGGCAGCGAGGAAUGGAUCCGCAUCGCCGAGGACGUCCCGCAGACGGAGACGCCGCUGACGGGCCUGAUUGAGAAGCAGGAGUACUCGUUCAGGGUCAAAGCCGUCAACAAGGCGGGCCAGAGCGAGCCCAGCGAGCCCAGCCAGCCAAUUGUCUGCAAGGAGAGGCUGUUUCCUCCGUCUGCGCCCCAGUGGCUAGAGGUUUCCAACAUCACGAAGAUCGACGCGGCGCUCAAGUGGCAGGAGCCUAGCAGCGACGGGGGCUCGCCCAUCACCAACUACGUGGUGGAGAAGCGUGACGUGCGCCGGAAGGCAUGGCAGAGCGUGGACACCACGGUGAAGGAGCUGAAGUACACGGUGACUCCGCUCAACGAGGGAUCACUCUACGUGUUCCGCGUCGCCGCCGAGAACGCCGCAGGGAUGGGCGAGUUCUGCGAGCUGGAGGAUGCCGUGCUCGCCAAAGACACUUUCACGACCCCUGGGCCCCCCUACGCUCUGACGGUGGUGGAGGUCACCAAGAGACACGUGGAGCUGAAGUGGGAAGCUCCCAAGAGCAACGGAGGAAGACCCAUCACCAAGUACGUGAUAGAGAAGAAGGAGAAGCUGGGAACUCGCUGGCUGAAGUGCUGCAAGACUCCGGACAAACAGACGCAGUUCAAGGUGACGGAUGUGGACGAAGGGUCUGAGGUGCAGUUCCAGGUCCGAGCCGAGAACGAAGCCGGAGUCGGAGAUCCCAGCGAACCCACCGAGAUCCUCACCGUCGAGGACGCAACCAGCGCUCCCUCUCCCCCUCUGGAAGUUUCGGUCCCGGACGCCAGCCGGCAGCACAUCAACGUCUGCUGGAAGCCUCCGGCUAAAGAUGGCGGUUCGCCGAUCACGGGCUACCACGUGGAGGUGGCAGAGGCGCGGCCGGAGCUCAAGUGGCUGCGCGUCAACAACAGACCCGUCAAAGAGCUCAAGUUCAGGAUCGAGGACGGCAUCAAACCGGAGAAGAAGUACGUCAUCAGGGUCCGGGCCAUCAACGCUGUCGGCGUUAGCGAUCCCUCCGAGAUCUCGGACAAAGUCUUCACCAAGGAUCCCGACUGCGCUCCCACCAUGGAUCUGGAGGCGAAGGACGUGAUUGUGGUAGAAGGCGAGAAGCUGCACCUGAACAUCCCCUACCGGGCCAUCCCGACGCCCAAGAUGGUUUGGCAGAAGGACGCGGUGGAGUGCAAGGCGGACGAGCGCCUGUCGCUGACGGUGGAGAUGAACAGCGCUCAUCUGGAGCUGCUCAAGUGCAAACGUGCCGAUGCCGGCGCCUAUGCCAUCACGCUGGAGAACAGCCUGGGGAAAGCCACUGGCACGGUCAACGUCAAAGUCAUCGGACUCCCCGGUCCGUGUAAAGACAUGACUUCUGGUGACGUCACCAAGAACUCGUGCAGGAUCAGCUGGGAAGCCCCGGAGGACGACGGCGGCACGCCCAUCCUCAGCUACACGCUGGAGCGCCGCGAGGCCUCCAAGAAGACCUACGUCCCCGUCAUGUCGGGGGAGAACGUCCUGACCUACAACGUCAAAGACCUGUACAUCAACUGCGAGUACAACUUCAGAAUAAAAGCCCUGAACGCGGUCGGAGCCGGAGUUUACCUGGACCUACGCAACUCCGUCAUCACAGAGGAAGUCAAACAGAAACCGGACCCGCCCAUCCAGGUGGAGGCUCUGGACCCGACGUCCAAGUCGAUCCGGGUCAGCUGGAAGGCGCCGGACUCGGACGGCGGCUGUCCCAUCCAGGGCUACAUCGUGGAGAAGAUGGAGAAGGACGGCGAGCGCUACGAGCGCGUCACGCCCAGCCUGGUGCCAGGGUUCUCCUUCGUGGUCACCGGGCUGACGGAGGACACGGAGUACCAGUUCAGAGUCCGGGCGGAGAACGCCGCCGGAGUCAGCGAGCCGUCCCGCAGCACGCCGCUCGUCAAGGCUGCAGACCCCGUCGAUAAACCGAAGGUGACGCUCCACGCCCGUGUGCAGUCCGGUUUGUGCGUGAAGAAGGGCGAGGAGAUCCGAAUUGACGCCUACAUCUCCGGUUCCCCGUAUCCCAAAAUCACCUGGCUGAGGAACAACGAGGACGUCACCAAGGAGCCGAGCAAGAAGAUAGUCCCUAUCGUCAAGAAGAAGAAGAAGACCAAGACCACGGUCCCGGAGCCGGAGGAGGAGUACGUGACUCCGAUGCGGGAGCGUCUGGGUCUGGACCAGACCCAUCGGGGUCAGUGUGCGCUGAUGAUCCGCGAGGCGGUCCGCGCCGACCACGGAGACUUCACCAUCCAGGUGCAGAACGCUCACGGAGUCGCCACCGCCAGCUGCGUCGUCAACGUCCUCGACAAGCCUGGCGCCCCGCUGAACUUCAGCUUCGAGGAGAUCCGGAGCACGUCGGUGGUGUGUAACUGGGAGCCCCCGCAGGAUGAUGGCGGCAGCGAGAUCCUCAACUACAUCCUGGAGAAGAAGGACAACCGGAACGAAGCAGUGGGCUGGAUCACGGUCACGUCCACGCUGAAGGGAACCAGCUGCCCCAUCACCAAACUCAUUGAGGGGAAGGAGUACAUCUUCAGAGUCACAGCUGAGAACAAGUUCGGCUGCGGGCCCCCCUGCGUGUCCGAGCCGGUGAUCGCCCAGAACAUGUUCAAUCCUCCAGAUGCUCCCAGCACGCCCCGAGUCCACGAGGUGACGGCGAGCACCACCAGAAUCUCGUGGCACGAGCCGAAAGACAACGGCAGCCCGAUCCUGGGCUACUGGAUCGAGAGGAAGGAGGUGAACAGCAAACACUGGACGCGGGUUAACCGCGCGCUGCUCAACUCUCUGGAGGUCAAGGUGCUCGGCCUGAUGGAGGGACUCACCUACAUCUUCAGGGUCUGCGCCGAAAACCUGGCCGGGCCCGGGCCCUUCAGCGAGCCCAGCGACCGCACCGUCGCCAUGGACGCCAUCCUGCCCCCCGGCCCCCCCACUCCGUGGAUCGUGGACACAGGGAAGGAUUCAGUCAUCGUGGCGUGGAAGCCACCGCUGUACAAUGGCGGAGGAGAAAUCCUGGGAUACCACCUGGAGAAGGUUAUGGUCGGAGAGAAGAACUGGACACGCAGCACCGAGUUCAGAUGUAAAGAGCUGACGUACACGGUGACCGGUCUGACCGAGGGAGCCGAUUAUUACAUCCGCGUCAUCGCCGUCAACGACGCCGGGCCCGGAGCUCCCGGCGUGACCGACCCGGUCACUGUCACAGAGCCGCAAGUAAUUCCGGCAGUGAGUUUCGACAUCUCGGUGAGGAACGGCGUCAUAAUCAAGGCCGGUGAGCUGCUGCGUCUCCCCGCCGUGGUGACUGGCCGCCCGCCGCCCGCUGUCACAUGGACCAAAGACGAGAAGGAAACGGACAAGGAGCGCAUGAUCGUGGAGACGGAGGGAACAAACACGGUCCUGAUCAUCAAGAAGGCGCUGAGGGCCGACCACGGAAACUACCAAGUCUCCGGCACCAACAGCAGCGGUACCAAGACCGCCGAGACCCGAGUGGACGUCAUGGACGUCCCGGGGCCAGUGGUGGACCUGAAAACGGUGGUGGUGACCAAGAAGAACAUCACACUGUCGUGGUCCGACCCGCUGGACAACGGCGGCAGCGACAUCAUCGGCUACGAGGUUCUGAGGAAGGACGCCAAGAUGAAGCUGUUCCGCCAGCCCAUCGAGACGGCGUCCUGCAAGUGUGACGUCCAGGGCCUGCUGUCCGGGGAGGAGUACGACUUCAGGGUCGUCGCACGCAACAAGUUCGGAGAUGGAGUGCCUGCCGACCUCGGACCCAUCCUGGCAGAGGAUCCCAAAGGAACCCCGUCUGCUCCGGAGAAGCUGCACUACACCGACAGAAGCCAGACCACCGUCACAUUGGCGUGGCAACCGCCUCGUACCGACGGCGGCAGCCCCAUCGUCGGCUACUACGUGGAGAAGAUGCGCUCUGACGGCACAGAGUUCGAGCCGGCUAACCGCAAGAUGUUCACUGACUGCUGCGGAACCAUCGAGAACCUGUCGGAGAACCAGGAGUACCAGUUCAGAGUCAAAGCCGUCACCGAGGUCGGGGACGGGGAACCAUCCAAGCCAAUCGACGUCAUGAUCCAAGACGACGAAAUCGCUCCAGUUAUCACCAUCCUGAAGUUCUUCAAGAACAACGCCAUCAACGUAAAGAAAGGAGCGGCCAUCGAUAUCCCGGCAGAGGUGAGGGGACUCCCUCUGCCAACGCUGCGCUGGAUGAAGGACGACGUGGAGAUCCAGGUGCCCGAAGACGAGACGAUGACCAUGGAGACGCAAGAGGUGAACCGCACAACGCUGACGACUAAGAUCGCCAUCCCAGAAACCACCCGGCAGGACAAAGGAAACUACAAGCUGGUGGCCGAAAACUGCUACGGCAAAGCUGAGCACGUCAUCCCGGUGGAAAUCCUCGACCGCCCUCUUCCUCCGAGGAACAUCGUGGUGUCGGACAUCAAGGCCGACUCGUGCUACCUGACGUGGGACGCCCCGGAGGACAACGGCGGCAGCGAGCUCACCAACUACGUCAUGGAGCGCCGCGACGCCAGCAAGAAGAAGUCCGACUUCGAGCUUCUGACCGUCAACCUGAUCGACCGACGAUACGGGGUCUACAAACUGGCCGUGAACGGGCUCUACCAGUUCAGGAUCAAAGCGGAGAACAAAUACGGCGUGAGCGACGGCUGCGACUCGGAGAAGGUGCAGCUGCGGGAUCCGUUCGGCCUCCCGGGACCGCCACGCAACCCCAAAAUCAUCGCUGCCACGGCGACCACCAUGACGCUGACGUGGGACCCCCCGCUGGACAACGGCGGCUCCACCAUCCAGGGCUACUGGCUGGAGAAGCGGGAGCGCGGGGCCGUGUACUGGGGCCGCGUCAACCGCGCGCCCGUCACCAAGCCCUCGGUGAAGGGGCUGCAGUACACCGUGCUCAAACUCAUCGAAGGGUCCGAGUACAAGUUCAGGAUCGCCGCCUGCAACGCGGCGGGAAUCGGACCGCCCUGCGAGGCCACUGAGAGCCGCUUCGCCCUCAACCCCUGCAAGCCCCCCAGCCCCCCCUGCUCCCCCGAGGUUAAAGACAAGACGAAGAGCAGCAUCACGCUGGGCUGGAGCCCGCCAGACCGGGACGGUGGCAGCCCCGUCAGCGGUUACAUCAUCGAGGUGCAUGAGGAGGGCUCUCCUGAUUGGAGGAGGGUGAACCCUGCCGACAAGCUGCACCCGUCCACCGAGAUCACCGUCCCAGACCUGAAGGAGGGCAAGAAGUGCAAGUUCAGGAUCUACGCAGUCAACUCAGCCGGGAACUCUGAGCCCGCCAAGACGGGAGACAUCCUGGUGCAGGACAUCCUGAUCGAGCCGACUGUGAGUCUGGACGUGGGGGCUCAGGAUCUGAUGAACUGCAGGGCGGGAACCAGCAUCAAGAUCACCGCCACCAUCACGGGACGUCCCGCUCCCAAAGUCACCUGGACCUUCGACGGCACCGCCGAGAGCGAGAAGAAGAACGAGCUGCACACGCUGCCCAUCGACUCUGAGGUUCUCUCCACGGCCACGACCUCGACCAUCCUCAUCCCCGAGUGCAAAAUGAACCACAGCGGCCGCUACAUCCUCAACGUGGAGAACGCCGCCGGACACAAAGUGGUCAAAGUCAGAGUCAACGUGCUCGACCUGCCCGGGCCACCCAGAGACUUCACGGUGAGCGACGUGACGAGAGGAACCUGCCGACUCACCUGGAAAGCUCCAGAGAGCGACGGAGGAGAGAGAGUCAAGAGCUACUUCAUCGAGGAGAAGACGGUGACCGGCAAAGCCUGGACCAAGGUGAACCCGGCCUGCAUCGCCCAGUCUCUGGUGGUGGCCGACCUGAUCAACGGUCAGGAGUACCUGUUCCGCAUCCGGGCCGAAAACCGCUUCGGCUUCGGCCCGUACGCCGAGACCGCCGAGGGAAUCAAGGCCAGGGAUCCAGUCCGUCCUCCCGAUCCCCCGACGCGGUUUAAGAUCAAGAGCGUGAGGAAGGGCGCCGUGAAACUGACCUGGAAGGCUCCGAAGAAUGACGGCGGCGCGCCCGUCACACACUACAGCGUGGACCUGCUCUGCUGGGAGGCUGGCAGCGCCCAGAAGGAGUCCUGGAGGAGGUGUAACCGCAGAGACGUGGAAACCACCAGCUAUCGGGUGGAGGACCUGACUGAGGGAGAUGAGUACGAGUUCAGAGUGAUGGCGCACAACUCGGUCGGACCCAGCCGACCCUCGACUACCGUUGGACCUGUCGUCGCCCAGAACCAGACCUGCGCUCCAUCCAUCAAGCUGGAGGAGUUCCUGGAGGUGGAGCAGGGCACCGACAUCAGCAUCGUGGCGAAGAUCCGUGGCUGUCCGUUCCCCACGCUCACCUGGUACAAGGCUCCUCCCCUAAAGUCGGACGCCCAGGUGGAGGUGCAGUACGACGAGCACAUCAACAAGCUGGUGUCGGACGACAGUUGCACGCUGCUGAUCCAGCAGGGCAAGCGGCCCGACACGGGCAUCUACACGCUGGUCGCCUCCAACAUGUUCGGCAAGGCCGCCAAGGAGAUGAGACUGAACGUGCUCGGCCGCCCCGGUGCUCCCUCGGGUCCCAUUAAGUUUGAAGAGAUCGGCGCUGAGCGGAUCACGCUGUCCUGGCUGCCGCCGGCCGACGACGGCGGCUCCAGCAUCACCAACUACGUGAUCUGGAAGACCGUGGCGAGCAGGAAGACGUGGGUGCCCGUCACCACGGAGCCCAAAGAGCGCCUGUGGACAGUGGAGAACCUGAUGCCGGGACACGAGUAUAUCUUCCGCAUCAUGGCGCAGAACAAGUACGGCGUCGGGGACCCGCUUGACAGCGAGCCCGAGGUCGCCAGGGACCUUUACACGAUCCCGGGUCAGUGUGAGAAGCCAACGGUCAGCGGCAUCACGCUGGACUCCAUGACGGUCAGCUGGGAGGAGCCCGAGGACGACGGCGGCACGCCGAUCACCGGCUACUGGCUGGAGAGGAAGGAGACGACGGGCAAACGCUGGGCGCGCGUCAGCCGCGACCCGCUGCGCCCCUCGGGCAUGGGCGAGCAGUUCGUAGUCAGCGGGCUCAUUGAGGGGUCGCAGUACCUGUUCAGAGUCACCGCCAUCAACGCCGCUGGUCCUGGGCCCGUCAGCAAACCCACAGACCCCAUCUUCGCCAGAGACCCCAUCUCCCCGCCCUCUCCUCCCACCCCGAAGGUUUCUGAUUGGACGAAGACCUCGGUGGACCUGGUGUGGAUCCCUCCUCUGAAGGACGGCGGCUCAAAGAUUAUGGGCUACUGGGUGGAGUACAAGGAAGAAGGCACUGAGGCCUGGGUCAAGGCCAAGGAGACGGAAAUCCGCGGCACCCGCUUAGUGAUCGCUGGCCUGAAGACGGGCGGCAAAUACAAGUUCAGGGUCACGGCGUUCAACGCAGCCGGCAACGGCGAGCCAGGAGAAGUCCCCGAGGUGCUGGAGGUCAACGACAGAAGCAUUGCUCCGGAGCUGGACCUGGACGCCUCGGUGAAGGAGCGGAUGGUGGUGCACGCAGGCGGAGUGAUCCGGAUCAUCGCCUACGUGUCAGGCCAGCCGACGCCGGCGGUCACGUGGAGCCGCGGCGGCGCGGCGCUGCCUCUCGAGGCUAAAGUGGAGACGACGGCCAUCAGCUCGUCCAUGGUCAUCAAACCGUGCGCCAGGAAGCACCUCGGCGUCUACACGCUGACCGCCAAGAACGCAGGCGGCGAGGUCACCAAGAACAUCACCGUGGAAGUUCUGGACGUGCCCGGGCCUGUUGGCAUCCCCUUCAUGGCGGAGAACCUGACCAUCGACUCCUGCAAGCUCAACUGGUACUUCCCGGAGAACGAUGGCGGCUCCCCCAUCAGUAACUACGUGAUUGAGAAGCGCGAGGCGGAGCGUAAAGCCUGGACCUCGCUGUCCUUCACCGCCAGCAGGCAGAACGCCGUGGCGCACGACCUCACCCCCGGGAAGGCCUACUUCUUCAGAGUGGCGGCGGAGAACGCCAUCGGCGUCGGACCCUUCGUGUCGACCGCAGCUGAGAUCACCAUCAAGGAACCAAUGAGUGUGCCGGACCGCCCCGAGGAACUCGAGGUUACCAAGGUAACCAAGGAUCUGAUCGCCGUCACCUGGAAGGCGCCCAAGUUUGACGGUGGCUCGGAGAUCACCAUGUACAUCCUGGAGGCGCGUAUGAUCGGCAAAGACAAGUACAGCCGCGUGACCAAGGAGACGCUGAUGGAGAGGAAGUACACGGUGGACGGCCUGAGGGAGGGAGACACCUACGAGUUCAGAGUCAUCGCCGUCAACGAGGUCGGACCCAGCAAGCCGUCCUUCUCCACCAAACCAAUCACCUGCAAGGACGAACUGGAGCCGCCGACCAUUGAGCUGGACUUCCGUGAUAAGAUCAUCAUCCGCGUGGGCGAGAGCUGCCUGCUGCAGGGCCGCUACACCGGCAAACCCUCUCCGUCCAUCAUGUGGUACCAGGACGACGAGGAGCUGAAGGCCGGCAAACACAUCAUGUUCAAGAACACGCUGACCACCAUGUCACUGGGCCUGAUGAAGGCAGAGCGCCACCACAGCGGCAGAUAUAUGGUGCUGGUGGAGAACAGCACCGGCUCCAGAAAGGGCGUCUGCAACAUCACCGUCGUUGACCGUCCCACUCCUCCGGUCGGCCCCGUGGUGUUUGAGGAGGUGCACCGGGAGUUCAUGGUGAUCUCGUGGAAACCUCCAGUGGACAGCGGCGGCAUCCCCGUCUCCAACUACAUCAUCGAGAAGAGAGACAUCAACAGAGACACCUGGACCAUGGUGACGUCCGCCACCACCAAGACCGUCUGCAAGAUCCCGAAGCUAACGGAGGGCAAGGUGUACAUCAUGAGGAUCUGUGCUGAGAACAUGUACGGCAUCAGCGACCCGCUGGAGUCGGAGGAGAUGAAAGCCAAAGACAUAUUCAGAGUCCCCGAGGCCCCCGAGAUGCCAACGGUCCGGGAGGUGUACGCCACCAACGCUCUGGUUCUGUGGAACCGGCCGCGAGACGGCGGGAAGCCCAUCACCAACUACAUCCUGGAGAAGAAGGAGCCCAAGGCCAAGCGGUGGUCCCGGGCCACCAGAGAUCCACUGUACCCGGCCACGCAGUACCGCAUCCAGGACCUGGUGGAGGGCUGCGAGUACGAGUUCAGGGUGAUGGCCGAGAACGAGCUGGGCACCGGAGACCCCAGCGAACCCUCCAAACCCAUCCUCGCCAAGGAUCCCAUCGUGCCUCCGAGCCCCCCAGUGACCCCCGAGGCCUACGAUAAGACCAAAGACACCGUCAGCCUGAGGUGGAAGCUGCCCCGCCACGAUGGGAAGGGCCGUAUCUUCGGCUACCUGGUGGAGUACCAGAAGCCCGGCGCCGUGGAGUGGACGCAGGCCAACGAGACGCCAGAGCAGUGCCCCGACCUGCACUACGUGGUGACGGACUUGGCCGAUGGACAGGAAUACAACUUCAGGAUCUUUACCGUCAACGCCGCUGGCAAAUCUGACCCUUCAUACGUCAAACAGACCAUCAAAGUCCACGACAGACUGGAGGCGCCCGAGUUGCUGCUGGACGCCAACAUGGCCCGUGACCACCUGGCCAUGCUGGGCACCGACAUCACGCUGAGCGCCACCAUUAAGGGCAUACCGACGCCCACCGUCAGCUGGAAGAAGAAUGACGGCGACGUUCCUUCUCACAUCACUGUCGCUGUCACCGCCAGCGGCAGCAAAGUCUUCAUCCCCAAGAGCGCCCGGACAGACUCCGGCAACUACACCAUCACUGUGGAGAACGCCGCGGGAAAGAAAUCAGCAACUGUUGCUGUGCUCGUGCUGAACAAGCCUUCUCCUCCCAGAGACCUGGUGAUCUCGGAGGUGACCCGCGAGUCGGCCUACCUGACGUGGAAGGUUCCCGUUGACAACGGCGGCGCCGUCAUCUCCCACUACGUCGUGGAGAAGAAAGACGUGGCCGCCGACCACUGGGUGCCUGUCUCUGCAGCCAAUAAGAAGCCGAGUCUGAUGGCCAUGUACCUGAUGGAAGGAAUCCAGUACAUGUUCAGGGUGGCGGCUGAAAACCAGUUUGGCAGGAGCGACUACGUGAUGACGAAGCAACCCAUCAAGGCUCUCGAUCCUCUCUAUCCUCCUGGCCCGCCCAAAAACCUGCACCACACUGACGCAGAGAAGACAGAGGUGUGGUUGGCGUGGGACUGGCCCGACCGCACUGGCGGAAGUGAAAUCACCGGCUUCAUCGUGGAGCACCAGGAAGAGGGCCAGACCGACUGGGUCACCUUCAAGACCGUCAGCAACGAACACGCCCACGUCACCGGUCUGGUAGAGGGCAAGACUUACCGCUUCAGGGUCAAAUCUCAGAACGCCAUCGGUGUGAGCAGCCCUGACACCAGCGUCCCCAUCACCUGCCAGGAAAAGACACAGCCACCAACGAUUGAAGUUGAUGUGAAGCUUAUUGAGGGUCUUGUUGUCAGAGCUGGCACUCCUAUUGUCCUUCCAGCCAAGAUGACAGGAAUCCCCAUGCCCACUGCCAAAUGGACGUCCGACGGCAAAGAAAUCGCAUCUGAGGGCCGCUUUAAGAUUGAGUCUGCUGGAGACUCUACCGUCCUCAGUAUCCCUGAGUCCCAGAGAGGAGACUCCGGAGAGUACAUCCUCCAUGUGGCCAAUCCUACCGGCAGCAAGAGCGUUGCGCUGCACGUCACAGUGCUGGAUCUUCCCGGUCCACCCAUUGGACCUGUCAAUAUCUUGGAAGUCACACCUGAUUACAUGAUGAUCCAAUGGAGGGCGCCCAAGGACGAUGGCGGAACGCCUAUCAACAACUACGUUGUGGAAAAGAAGGACGUGAAGAAGCCAUGGGAGCCCUGGUCAGUUGUUAGCUCCAGCGGCAUGAGCACCAAGGCCAAAGUGUCCAGGCUGGAGAAGGGCCGUGAGUACAUUGUCCGUAUCCGUGCAGAGAACAGAAUUGGACUCGGUGCAGGGCUUGAGAGUCCUCCAACUAUUGCAAAGCACAUGUUUAACCCUCCUGGUCCACCUGGCCCGCCAGAGUGCUCUGAUAUCACGGAGAAUGCUGUGACAGUGGAAUGGACCCUGCCUGACUACGAUGGAGGCAGCCCCAUCAGCGGAUAUGUGAUUGAACGCAGAGAAAUGACCGGAAAGUGGAUCCGUGUCAACAAAACUCCCGUGCUGGACCUCAGAUACAGAGUCUCAGGCCUGUUUGAAGGCAAUAGCUACGAGUUCAGAGUGUUCGCUGAGAACGUCGCUGGUAUCAGCGAGCCUUCUCUCUCCUCUGACCCCAUCAAGGCUACUCGUGCCAUCAGCAAACCCGGACCACCUGGUAAUCUUAAACUCAAGGACUGGAGCAAGUCCUACGCCGACAUCUGCUGGACAAAGCCCACAAGAGACGGAGGCAGUCCAAUUCUGGGUUAUGUGGUUGAGGUUCAGAAGUCAGGAUCCGCCAAGUGGGACAGAAUCAACAAGGAACUCAUCACGAUGUGUGCCUACAGAGUGCCAGGCCUCAUUGAAGGAAUGGAGUACAGAAUUCACGUCAGAGCAACCAACAUUGUCGGAGACAGUGAACCCAGGGAGCUGUCUCAGGCGGUCCUCGCAAAGGACAUCCUGGUGCCCCCUGAAGUUGUUGUUGACGUGUCCUGCCGCGACUCUCUGACGGUCAGGGCAGGUCAGAUCAUAAGUUUAAUCACUAGAGUGAAGGGCAGACCAGACCCAGAGAUCACAUGGACCAAGGAUGCCAGAGCCGUAACCCGGGAGAAGCGCAUUGAGAUGAACAACAACUACCCUCUGUGUGAACUCGUCAUCAAUGACGCAGUCAGGUCAGACUACGGUAAAUAUGCCAUUCUGGCCAAGAACAGUAGCGGACAGGCACAGGCGACAAUUAUCGUCAAUGUCUUGGACAUACCAGGAGCUUGCCAGAACUUGAAAGUGGGUUACGUGACCAAGAAAUCCUGCGUGGUUUCUUGGGAGAACCCUGAGGACAACGGAGGCACUGAGAUCAAUCAGUACAUUGUUGAGUGCCGUCAGCCCAGCCAGAGAGGAUGGACUGUCGUGGCCAAUGACUGCACCAAGCGCCUGAUGAAAGUGCCUCUUACUGAAGGCUGCGAGUACUUCUUCCGUGUUAGCGCAGAGAACAAGAUUGGUGCUGGUCCAACCACUGAGACCAAAUCACCUGUGCUUGCUGUUGAUUCUAUUGACAAGCCUGGCGAACCCAAUGACUUCCAAAUCUCUGAGAUCGGCAAGACCUUCUGCUUCCUCAAGUGGAAGAAGCCAGAUUAUGAUGGCGGCAGCCGUAACCUGAGUUACCAUGUUGAGAAGAAGCCAAAGGAGGCAGAGGAGUGGGAGAGGCUUCACAAGGGGGCUAUCAAGGAGACUUACUUCAUGGCUGACAGGUGCAUGGAAAACCAAAUUUACCAGUUCAGAGUUCAGACUAAGAACGAGGGAGGCGAGAGCAACUGGGUUACCACGGCUGAAGUUUUGGUCAAGGAACAGCUUGUGGAGCCUGAAAUCAAGAUUCAACUGGAUGGAACGCUUGUCGUCAAGGCGGGAGACUCCAUUCCCAUCGAGGCAACAGUGAAGGGCAAACCCCAGCCUGAUGUCAAGUGGACCAAAGACGAGAGCGAAAAGGAGAUAAGGAAAGGCCCCAGGCAUCAAGUUGAAACUGGUUCUGACUUCUCGAAGCUGCUGAUUACCGGAGCAAGGCGUACUGACAGCGGGGUAUACGUUGUUACGGCCUCCAACAGCGCUGGAACCGGCUCUGCUCGUGCAAAGGUGAAUGUACUGGAUCGACCCGGCCCCAUCAGGGAUCUCAAAGUGUCUGGUAUCACCACAGACAGGUGCCAUUUGGCCUGGGAAGUCCCAGAGGACGAUGGUGGCUGCGAUAUCUACAACUACAUUAUUGAGAAAAGUGAUACCAAGAGGGGAGUCUGGUCAGUCCACACCAACGCUGUCAUCACCAACAAAGCUAACGUCACCCGUCUCAUCGAGGGCAACGAGUAUAUCUUCAGAGUUCGUGCUGAAAAUAAGAUGGGUCCCGGCCCUGCGGUGGAGAGUGAAGCCAUUGUUGCCGGCACCCAGUUCAGUGUACCUGGCGCUCCUGAGGCGCCAGAGGUCACCAAGAUCGGCAAGGAGGAGAUGACUGUGCAGUGGUCCGAGCCCGAGAAAGACGGCGGAAAGCCAAUCACAGGUUAUCUAUUGGAGAAGAUUGAAGAGCAUGGCGUUAGGUGGUCUCCUGUCAACAAGGAUCCAGUCCCUACAACUCGUUUCACAGUUACUGGACUCCUGCCCCUCCACGACUACCAGUACAGAGUCAAGGCGGUUAAUGAAAUUGGCAUUGGCAGCCCAAGCAAGCCUUCACGUGCCAUCACUGCCAAGGACACCGUUGAACCUCCUGCACCUCCUACCAACAUGAAAGUCCUGGACAGCACCUUGUCCAGCGUCACCCUGGGCUGGACCAAGCCCGUGACCGACGGUGGAGCUCCCCUCAUUGGCUACGUUGUGGAGAUGAGGGUACAGGGAAGUGCCAAGAAAGGAGACGAAGGUUGGAAGAGAUGCAACGUAGCAGCUCAGCUGGUCGUGUGCGAGUUCACAGUCUCGAGUCUGGACCACAAGCUUUUGUAUGAAUUUAGAGUGUCGGCUCAGAACCAGGUGGGCAUGAGUCUGCCCUGUGACCUCGGGGCUCCUGUGAUCCCCAAGGAGAUCCAAGAGUCGCCAGAGAUUGAUUUGGACGCCAGCCUGAAGCAGGGCCUGACGGUGAGAGCCGGCUGUCCCAUCAGACUGUGGGCCACCAUCAGAGGCAGACCGCCUCCCACCGUCACCUGGAGGAGGAUGGGCAUCGACAACGUGGUCCGGAAGGGAAAAGUCGACAUCAUUGAUACUAUGACCUUCCUGGUGAUCCCCGACAGCACCCGCUACGACUCAGGCAAAUACUGCCUGACGCUGCGCAGCACUGCCGGAGAGAAGGCCGUGUUCGUUGCUGUUAAAGUUCUGGACACCCCGGGACCUGUAGAAAAUCUGGAAGCUACUGACAUCAAGCAGACGUCGGCCAUGCUGGCCUGGACUCCUCCGGAGACCAACGGCGGCAGCGAGAUCACACACUACAUCGUCGAGAAGCGCGCGAUCGACCGCAAGACGUGGGCAAUGGUCAAGGCAGAUGUUGAGAUUGAUAAGAUUCCCUUCAAAGUCAGCGGCCUGGCGCCAGGCACCGAGUACUACUUCAGAGUCUCAGCGGUCAACGAGUACGGCUCCGGAGUUCCCAGAGUGACGCCCACUUCCUACCUGGCUUCUGAUCCCGUCAGCAAGCCUGAUCCUUGUGAGAAGAUCGAGGUUCUGGAGAUCACUAAGAACAGCGCUGUAGUCGGCUGGGUGAAACCGGCCAGGGACGGCGGUGCCAAGAUCGAUGGUUAUGUUGUUGAAUACAUCGAGGUGAAACCUCCUCCAGAGCCUCCAGCACCUGUGGAGGUUCCCGAGGGAGAAGAAGCUCCGCCUCCGCCCCCGCCUCCCCCGCCCCCCGUGGAAGAGGAGGACGAGGACAAAGAGCCGGAGAAGGAAGUGUGGAACGCCUACACCACGGUGAAAGGGUUGUCCAUCAGCAUCAGCGGCCUGAAGGAGGGCAAGAGGUACAAGUUCAGAGUGGCGGCCAAGAACAUGAUGGGCCAGAGCUCAUUCACCGAGACCCGGAAGCCAAUCGAAGUCAAGGAGCAGAUGCUGGAGCCAAAGAUCGUCAUGCCAGAGACGGUGAGCGCCAGAGCCAAAGCCAAGCUCAGAGUGGAGGCUCUGGUUUCUGGAAAACCCGCCCCGACCUGCAAGUGGUUGCGCGGCGAGGACGCGGUGGUGCCAUCCAGCCGUCUGGCUGUGCACCAGUCCGGAAACCUGUGUGUCCUGAUCAUCAAAGACGUGUCGAGGACCGACACUGGAGAGUACAGCCUGGUGGCCGAGAACAGCUCCGCAAAGGUGGUCGAGACCGUCAAGAUUAUCAUCAGAGACAUCCCCGGGCCUCCCGAGGGCCCUGUGGUGAUCAGCGACAUCGACGCCGAUGCCUGCUCUCUGUCCUGGAACAAACCGCUGGAGGACGGAGGCAGCAACAUCACCAACUACGUGGUGGAGAAAUGUGACGUGAGUAGAGGCGACUGGGUGACAGCUGUCUCUUCUGGUACGAAAACCAGCUGCAGGCUCGGAAAGCUCGUCCCCGGGAAGGAGUACGUGUUCCGUAUCCGUGCUGAGAACCGUUACGGAGUGUCAGACCCCACGCAGUCUGACAGGAUGGUUGCAAGGUUCCCCUUCGAUGUUCCUAGUGAGCCCCUCAACUGUCGCAUCAACAAGACCAACAAGGACUGCAUGUUCGUGGCCUGGGAUAAGCCCGAGAACGACGGCGGCAGUCCCAUCACAGGUUACUACAUCGAGCGUAAGGAGAGGAACAGCCUGCUGUGGGUGAAGGCCAACGACACCAUCAUCCGCACCUUGGAGUACCCGUGCGCCGGCCUCAUUGAGGGCCUGGAGUACAUUUUCAGAGUGUCUGCCAUCAACCGUGCUGGCCAGGGCAAACCGAGCAAGAAGACAGACUUUGUCACGGCUAGAACGCCUAUCGACACUCCAGGUAAACCUGAGAUUCUGGAUGUUACCAAGAACUCUGUCACUCUGGUUUGGACCCGUCCGAAGAACGAUGGUGGCAGCAGGAUCAUUGGCUACUACGUUGAGUCCCUGCAGCUGCCCGGAGACACCUGGAUACGUUGCAACACCAGCAGCCAGAACUGCCCGAGGGAGGAGUACAAAGUGACUGGGCUGGAGAGAGACCUGCAGUUCCAGUUCAGAGUCAUCGCCAAAACUGCUGUCAACAUAAGCAAACCCUCCGAGCCCACAGACCCCGUCUUAGUCUGCGCUGAGAACGUUCCCCCGAGGGUGGAGAUCAAUGCCAAGAUGCAGAAGGGUUUGAGGGUGAAGGCCGGAUCCACGAUCCUCCUGGAGGCUGAGGUGUUCGGUAAGCCUAUGCCCAAAGUGACGUGGAAGAGAGGCGAUGACAGUCUGAAAUCAGGUGACAGCCAGACCCUCACCCAACAGAGGAAUCACUUCCAGCUGGAGAUGACAUCCGUCACCAAGGAGCAGACAGGAACUUACGCCAUUCUGGCCGAGAACGCCAGCGGCUCCAAGACCGCCGAAAUCCAGGUCAACGUCCUGGAUGUGCCCGGCCCUCCUUCCAACGCCAAAUACCUCGAGGUGUUUGCCACAAGUAUCAAGAUGUCCUGGGAGCCUCCUCUGAAGGACGGUGGCGCUGCCAUCACCAACUACAUCGUGGACAAGCGUGAGACCAGCAGAGCCAACUGGGCCCAGGUCUCCACCAAGAUCAAGGCCGACCACCUCGAGCUCAACGUGGAGAAGCUAAUCGAGGGACACGAGUACCAGUUCCGAAUCCGCGCAGAGAACACGUGGGGAGUCGGAGACCCCCUCAUUACCAACUCUGUCAUGGCCAAGAACCCAUUCACUGUCCCUGGCCCCUGCGAGGCCCCAGUGAUCACCAACGUGACCAGAGAUUGUAUGACUGUGAGCUGGAAGGAGCCUGCCGAUGAUGGCCUGUCCCCUAUCCUGGGCUUCAUGCUGGAAAAGAAAGAGACCAAGGAGCUGAACUGGACCAAGGUGACCAGGAAGCCCAUAACCGAGAGGAGCCUGGAAGUUACAGGCCUCACAGAGGGCUCCGAGUACAGCUUCAGAGUCAGUGCCGUCAACCAGGCAGGGCUUGGCAAACCCAGCGAGCCCUCGGCCGGCACCACUGCACAGAAUCCAAUCACUCCUCCUGGCCCCGUUGUGAACCCAAGUGUGUCCAACAGUUCCAACAGCACUAUCAGCCUCACCUGGACUGCCCCCGCCAACAAUGGCGGGAGCCCCAUCAUUGGAUACUUGGUGGAGUGCAAAAAGGCUGACACCGCAAACUGGACCCGCUGCAAUGUCCCCAGGAACCUGCAGGAGACCAGCUACACCAUCCAGAACCUUACACACAAGGACGAGUACCAGUGCCGCAUCACUGCAGUCAACAAGGUCGGCUUCAGCGAGCCAGUUGAAGUACCCGGCAAGCAUAUUGUCAAGGCCAUCAUGAUUGCUCCUGAGGCAGAGCUGAGUGCAGAGCUGAAGGAUGGCCUGGAGCUGCGCGCUGGCUCCACCAUGAGGCUGUACGCCACCUACAAGGGCACCCCCACUCCAAGGAUCACCUGGGCAAAGAUGAACAGCAACCUCAAGGACCGCCAGGGUGUUAUCAUUAAAACCACCAACAACGACACCACCGUGAUUGUGGAGAAGGUCAACAGAUAUGAUGCCGGCAAAUACAUCCUGAACCUGGAGGGCGUGGCUGGCAUGAAGAUGUACACCAUCAUUGUCAAGGUCUUCGAUACUCCCGGACCACCGGCCAACCUGAUAGUGAAGGAGGCAUGCAAGGACAGCGCCUCCAUGUACUGGGACACUCCUCUGAUUAACGGUGGCCACGACGUCACCCACUACAUUGUGGCGAAGCGUGACACAGAGAGGAAGGCCUGGUCCAUCGUCUCUGACAACUGCCCCAACACAUCGUUCAAGGUGCCGGACCUGGACGCCGGACGCUCCUACUGCUUCAAAGUGGCAGCGGUUAACCAGCUCGGUGUCGGAGAGUGGUGUGAGACUGCUGACUCUGUCAAAGCAUCUGAGGAGCCUGGGCCUGUCAUGGACUUCAAGACUCUGCUGGUUACCAAGGACUCCUGCACUCUGAGCUGGAAGAAACCGCUCACCGACGGUGGCAGCCGCAUCAUCUGCUACGUGCUGGAGGUUCUCAUUGGUGACGACAAUUACAAGGAGCUUAUGAGGUCCAAGAACAUGCAGUACAGCGCCAAGGACCUGGUGGAGGACAGAGAGUACACAUAUAGAGUCAAAGCUGUUAACGACUCGGGAGAGAGCGCUGCCAAGGAGCUGAAAGUGGUUGCCAAGGACGUGAUCAUUCCUCCCAGCCUUGACUUGAGGGAGCUGCCCAACAUGUGCUACAUCGCCAAAGAGGGCAGCAUCGUACGUCUAAGGAUCCCGAUCAUCGGCAAACCUACGCCCAAAGUGUCCUGGAAGAAGGGAGAUGAUGAAGACCUGACAGACAGUGGCCGAGUGUGCGCCGAGUCUUCUGCGGUCAACACCACCCUCCUGAUCAGAGACUGCCAGAGGAGUGAUGCUUCCAAGUACACCAUCACCCUGAGGAGCAAAGCUGGAACCAAGGAGUCCACCAUCUUCAUCAGGGUGGUGGGUAAACCUGGCGUUCCUAUUGGACCCAUCAAGUUUAAAGAUGUAACUGCCGACGGUGCUACGCUGAAGUGGGUGGCUCCCAAAGAUGACGGCGGGUCAGAGAUCACCAACUACAUCCUAGAAAAGAGGGACUUCAUCACCAACAUGUGGGUGACUGUGUCCUCCACUGUGGAGACCAACACCAUGAGGGUGACGGGUCUCCAUGAGGGCACAGAGUACAUCUUCAGAGUUAGCGCUGAGAACAAGUACGGCGUCGGAGAGGGACUCAAGUCUGAGUCCAUCAUUGCUAAACAUCCAUUCAAUGUUCCCGAUGCUCCUCCUCCACCUCAGAUUAUGAACAUGUGCCACAACUCGGCUUACCUGGCUUGGUUUGACCCCAGGAAGACUGGAGGCUCUCCCAUCACAGGCUACCAUGCUGAGUUCAAAGAGAGGAACAGUAUGUUGUGGAAGCGUGCGAGCCCGAACGCCCUGAGGAUGAAGGAACACAAGGUAACUGGGCUGACUGAAGGUCUGGAGUACGAGUUCAGAGUCAUGGCAAUCAACCUGGCUGGCAUUGGUAGACCAAGUGCUCCCACCGACCCACAAGUGGCCCUGGACGCCAUUGAUGCCCCUGGAAAACCUGACGUGAUCAGCAUCACCAGAAGCACCGUGACCCUCCAGUGGACCGAGCCAGAGCUCGACGGCGGCCACAGACUGACUGGCUACAUCGUUGAGAAGCGUGACCUGCCUUCUAAGAUCUGGGUGAAGGCCAACAACGUGAAUGUUGUGGAGCCUGCAUUCACUGUGACCGAGCUGCAGGAGGGCUGCAAAUACGAGUUCAGAAUCAGGGCAAAGAAUUCUGCCGGAGCUAUCAGCCCGCCGUCCGAGCAGACUGAUACUAUUAUCUGCACAGAUGAAUAUGCUUCACCAACCAUUAUUAUCGAAGCACAGGUUAAGGAGGGUCUGACUGUCCGAGCCGGAGAUACUAUUGUCAUCACUGCCGCAAGCAUUUUAGGCAAACCUGCGCCAACCUCAUGCUGGUCAAAGGGAGGAAAGUAUUUCAAACCCUCUGAUCUUGUAAAUAUUGAGACCACUGCGACUUCCUCCACUCUGUCCAUCAAGUACGCCAGCAGGAAGGACUCUGGAGAUUACGUCAUCACUGCCAGCAAUCCCUUCGGUGUGAAGGAGGAAACGGUCAAGGUCACAGUUUUGGAUGUUCCUGCUGCUCCUGGACCCAUCGAAUGCAGCGGUAUUUCCUCCGAAAAGGUCACUCUUACCUGGGCAGUUCCUACCAAGGACGGAGGCUCUCCUAUCAAGCAUUACACCCUGGAGAAGAGAGAGACCAGCCGCCUGCUCUGGACUGUCCUGGAAGACAACAUUAUCGACUGUCACUAUGUGGCCACCAAGCUUAUCCAGGGCAAUGAAUACUUCUUCAGAGUCUCUGCUGUAAACCAGUAUGGUGCCAGUGAGCCAUCGCACUCUGAUGCAGUCAAGAUGGUUGAUAGAUUCGGUCCUCCUGGUCCCCCAUCUAAACCAGAGGUUGAGAAAGUCAACGGACAUUCAGCCACUCUGACCUGGAGGAGACCAGCCGACGAUGGAGGAAGUGACAUCAUAGGUUACUGUGUUGAGAAGAAGGAGAAAAAGGGAAUGAGAUGGGUCAGGGCGUCCAAGAAAUCCAUAAGUGAGCUCACCUUUGAAGUUACCGGUCUCACCACGGGUAUAGAGUACGAGUUCCGUGUUCUUGCUGAGAACAAAGCUGGCUUUGGAGAGCCAAGUGAACCAUCGAUGCCUGUCAGAACAAAAGAGGAGGCCUUUGUGCCUGGACCUCCAGUCAAUCCAAGAGUCACAGACACAACCAAGACCACUGCCACUCUAAACUGGGGUAAACCUCUUGAUAAUGGUGGACUUGAAGUCACUGGAUACAUGAUUGAGCACAAAAAGGAAGGAACAGAAGAAUGGGUUAAGGACACCCCUUCAUCUCCACUUAGGAUCACAGAGUUUGUUGUUCCCAAUCUAGAAACAGGUGCUAAAUACCACUUCAGAAUUAGCGCUGUGAAUGCUAUGGGAGCAGGUGAACCUGCAGAAACUCAAGAACUGAUUGAGAUUGUGGAGCGUUCAGCUGAACCUGAUUUUGAGCUUGAUGUUGAGCUGAGAAGAACCCUUGUUGUCAGGGCUGGCUGCUCCAUUCGCCUCUUUGUGCCGAUCAAGGGACGUCCUACGCCUACCGUCACCUGGACCAAGGAAGGUGGUCCUGUCCCACGCGCAGUUAUUGACAGCACUGAGUCAUUUACAAUGCUGAUCAUUCCUGAGAGUUCAAGGAAUGAUGCGGGUAAAUACGAGCUUACCCUCGAAAAUUCAGCUGGAAAGAAGAGUGCUGAUGUACAUGUGAGAGUUCUAGGUUCACCUGGACCUCCACUCAACCUAAAACCAGUCAAGAUUGACAAGGAAAGCAUUACUCUUCAGUGGGAGAUGCCUAUGAUUGAUGGUGGAGCCAAGGUCACAAACUACAUCAUCGAGAAAAGAGAAACAACACGCAAGGCUUUUGCUACUGCUAUUACAAAGUGCCCCACCACUUCAGUCAGGAUUGGUGACCUGUGUGAAGGCUGUGAGUACUACUUUAGAGUGUCUGCCGAGAAUGAGUAUGGCAUUGGUGAGCCGGCUGAAACCGCUGAUCCAAUUCGUGCAUCACAGGCACCAUCUCCUCCAGUGAGUAUUAUUCCUACUGAUGUCACCAAGAACUCUGUGAGCCUGGCUUGGACCAAACCCAAGCAUGAUGGUGGCAGCAGAAUUACAGGAUAUGUCCUUGAAGCCCAGAAGAAGGGAACUGAUCAGUGGGCACAUGUUACAACAGUCAAGAACAUGGACUUCACAGUGAAGAAUCUUAAUGAGAUGGAGGAGUACAUUUUCCGCGUAAUGGCUGUCAACCUCUCGGGUAGAAGUGCUCCACGUGAAAGCAAACACAUCACUGUCAGGGAUUCUACUUCCCUGCCCGAGUUUGACCUCCGUGGUGUAUGUCAGAAGACCAUUAUUGCCAAGGCAGGAGAUGACAUCAAGGUUGAAAUUCCAGUUAUGGGACGUCCUAGACCAACUAUCUCUUGGCAAAAGGAUGGCUCAGCCCUGAAGCUCACACAGAAAACCAAUGUGGAAACUACUUCUGCUACAGUUAUCCUCAGCAUCAGUGAAUGCACCAGAGCUGACAGUGGUGUCUACACCAUGACUGGAAAGAAUAUUGUUGGUUCUGUGACAGACAACAUCAUUGUCAAAGUACAUGAUGUACCUGGGCCACCCAAGGGACCGGUUACCAUCGUGGAGAGAUCUCGUACCUAUUGCGUCUUUGCAUGGGACACUCCUGAGAAUGACGGAGGGGUUCCAAUCAACAAUUAUGUGGUCGAGAUCAGAGACACCACUUCCCAAACGUGGACAGAGCUGUCUUCCACUGUCAUCCGUACCAUGUUCAAAGCCAUUCGCUUAACCACUGGAUCAGAGUACCAGUUCAGAGUAAAAGCUAAAAACAGAUAUGGUGUUGGGCCUCCCAUCACCUCAGAGGCAGUUGUGGCUGCCUAUCCAUUCAGAGCUCCUGGACCUCCUGGUACUCCUGGUGUUGUUGCAUUUACCAAGGACUCAAUAACAAUUGGCUGGAACGAGCCUGUGGCUGAUGGUGGAAAUGAAGUCAUUGGUUAUCAUGUUGAGAGGAAAGAAAGAAGCAGCAUCGUGUGGCAAAAGAUCAGCAAGUCUCUUGUGAAAGGAAACAUCUUCAAAUCCACUGGGCUUGAAGAUGGAAUUGCCUAUGAGUUCCGCGUCAUGGCUGAAAACAUGGCUGGAAUUGGUAAGCCAAGUAAGGCCUCAGAACCAAUAUUGGCCUUGGACCCAGUAGACCCACCAGGUCAGCCUGUGCCAAUAUUUGUCAACAAGAAUGUUAUCACCAUUGAGUGGACAAAGCCUGAGUAUGAUGGUGGUUUCAAAAUCACUGGCUACACAGUGGAGAAGAAAGAACUGCCUGCUGGCCGCUGGAUGAGAGCCAACUUCACCAACAUCACUGAGACGACAUUCACUGUCAGUGGACUGACUCAAGAUGCCUCCUAUGAGUUCCGUGUUGUAGCCAGAAACUCAGCAGGCGCAGUGAGCGUGCCCUCUGAGCCCUCAGAUCCAAUUACCUGCAAAGAUGACAUUAUUGAGCCACGUAUUAUGGUUGAUGCCAUCUUUAAGGAUGUUGUUCUAAUAAAGGCAGGAGAGUCAUUUAAGCUUGAUGCUGACAUCGCUGGUCAACCAACCCCAUCUAUGGUUUGGACCAAGAAUGGAAAGGAGGUUGAGAACACGAUGAAACUGCAGUUGAAGUUCACAGAACUGACAACCACUCUGACCAACAAGGACUCUAUCAGAACAGAUGGAGGAGAAUUUGUUUUGACUGCCACUAAUGUUGGUGGAUUUGCUAAGCACAUCUUUAAUGUUAAAGUGCUUGACAGACCUGGACCACCAGUUGGACCUCUUGACGUGUCUGAUGUCAACGCUGACAGCUGCUUGCUCACCUGGGCUCCACCUGCAGAUGAUGGAGGUGCCAAGAUUGAAGGAUAUGUGAUUGAGAAGCGCGAGUCAAGCAGGCUGGUUUGGACCAAUGUGGUUUCCGACCUGCAAGUUACACAAUUCAAGGUGACCAAGCUGCUCGAAGGAAAUGAAUACAUCUUCAGAGUUAUGGCAGUAAACAAAUACGGACUUGGUGAGUGUCUUGAUUCAGCACCCACUAUUGCAGCCAAUCCAUAUGUGGUUCCAGAUCCUCCAGGGAAUCCUGAGGUGACAGCGAUCACCAAAGAUUCAAUGUUUGUUAUGUGGCAAGCACCUGUGAGUGAUGGUGGAACUCCCAUCACCAACUACAAUAUUGAAAGGAAAGACAGAAUAGGCCUACGCUGGGUCAAAUGCAACAAGAGGAAGGUCAAAGAUCUGCAAUUCAAGGCAACAGCCCUUGUUGUUGGACAUGAAUAUGAAUUCAGAAUAAUUGCUGAGAAUGCUGCUGGAUUGAGUGCACCAAGUGCUUCAAGUCCAUUCUACAAGGCCACUGAUGUACUGUACGCGCCAGGGGCCCCAUGCAACCCAAGAAUCUUGGACACAACCAAGUCCUCAAUUACUGUCGCCUGGAACAAACCUGUAUACGACGGUGGCUCUGAUGUCACUGGUUACAUUGUGGAGACCUGCAUCCCAUCUGAAAAGGAAGAAGAGGAGGAAUGGACCAUUGUGACACCCAAAGAAGGACUCCUUGCCACCUCAUUCACCAUUAUUAACCUGAAGGAGAACCAGGAGUACAAGAUUAACAUCUCUGCUGUCAACAGUGAAGGAGUUGGAGAGGCAGCAUCUGUACCUGGCAAUCCCAAGGCAGAGGACAGGCUUCUCCCACCUGAGAUUGAUUUGGAUGCUGAGCUCCGCAAAGUUGUUAAUCUUAGAGCUUGCUGCUCACUUAGACUGUUUGUGCCUAUCAGAGGCAGACCUGCUCCUGAGGCCAAAUGGACCAAAGAAGAUGGUGAGCGUGUUGAGAGGGCAACCAUUGAAAGCACAACAUCAUACACGUCUCUUGUAAUUGGAAAUGUCAACAGAUUUGACAGUGGAAAGUAUAAUCUCACAGUUGAAAACAGCUCUGGCUCCAAGACAGUUACAGUCCAAGUCAAGGUGCUUGACACACCAAGUGCCCCACAGAAUCUCAAGAUUAUCACUGUAACAAAUGAAUCAGUCACUCUGACAUGGGAUCCACCAGUAAAUGAUGGAGGAGUUAAGAUUAACAACUAUAUUGUUGAAAAACGUGAGUCCACAAGGAAAGCAUAUGCCACAGUCAGUGCUAACUGCCAUCAAACCACCUUCACAGUAGACCAUCUCUUGGAAGGAUGCAACUAUUACUUUAGAGUUUUGGCUGAGAAUGAAUAUGGCAUUGGGUUACCCAUUGAGUCUGGGGAAUCAAUUAAAGUUUCUGAGAAACCACAGCCACCUGGCAAAAUCACUCUUAAGGAUGUUACCAAGAACAGUGUCACCCUCUCCUGGGAGAAGCCAGCGCAUGAUGGUGGCAGCAGAGUGGGCUGUUAUGUUGUUGAGAUCCAGCCUAAAGGUGUUGAUAAGUGGACACAGUCUAUGAUUGUAAAGGAAACAGAAGCUACUAUUAGUGGACUUAAUGCAGGUGAAGAAUACAUGUUCCGUGUAGCAGCAAGAAAUGAGAAGGGAACAAGUGACCCACGUCAAAUCGGUGUGCCUGUGAUCGUAAAAGAUCUAGUGAUUGCUCCUGUUGCCAAAAUGUUAUUCAACACAUUCAGUGUGAUGGCAGGAGAAGACCUGACAGUAGACGUUCCUUAUGUUGCACGUCCCAAAGCAAAUGUCUCCUGGGUAAAAAAUGGUGAGCCUCUGAAAAGAACUUCCAGAGUCAACUUUACUGCAACUGACACAAUGCUGAACCUCAUAAUAAAAGAGGCUACAAGAGAUGAUGUUGGAAAAUACGUUAUUACUUUAAGCAACACAGCAGGAGAGACAACAGCAGACAUUGGCAUUGUUGUACUAGACAAACCCAGCCAGCCGGGUGGUCCAGUUAAGGUGGAGGCAGUUACGUCUGACAGUGUAACCAUGUCCUGGAACCGACCAGAAUAUGAUGGUGGUUGCACUAUCAAACACUAUAUUGUGGAAAAGAGAGACACAUCCGCAAAUACCUGGGUGGUUGUAUCUCCUAACCUUGCAAGGACCAAAAUCAAGGCAGGCAGACUGAAGACUGGCUCCGAGUAUCAGUUUAGAAUCACAGCAGAAAACAGAUAUGGAAAAGGCCCAACUCUUCUCUCAGAGUGUAUUGUGGCUCAAUACCCAUACAAGCUCCCAGGACCCCCAGGAACACCCAACAUUGCAGUCUGCACCAAGGACAGCAUGGUGGUUGUCUGGAAUGAACCUGUGAAUGAUGGUGGAAGCACUGUAUUGGGUUACCAUAUUGAACGCAAAGAGAGAAACAGCAUCAUGUGGGUCAAACUUAACAAGUCUCUUAUUACUGACCAAACCUUCAAGACCACUGGUCUCGAACCAGGAAUGGAGUACGAGUACAGAGUUUAUGCUGAAAACAUUGUCGGAAUAGGCAAAAUGAGCAAAGUGUCUGAGGGGCGUGUUGCUAGAGAUCCUUGUGAUCCCCCUGGCACCCCAGAGGCAACAAAGAUCUCUAAGGAUUCUGUGACCAUUGCAUGGGACAAGCCUGAAUAUGAUGGUGGUGCGAAGGUUACAGGCUACGUUGUGGAAAAGAAGGAGCUUCCUGAAGGUCGUUGGCUGAAGGCUAACUUCACCAACAUCAUUGAGACAGAAUAUGUUGCAACUGGACUUGUGCAGGACAAUCAGUAUGAGUUCCGUGUCAUUGCCAGAAAUGCUGCUGGUGUUUUCAGUCUGCCCUCUUACAGCACUGGUCCUAUCACUGCCAAGGAUGAGAUUGAACCACCACGCCUCAGCAUUGACCCAGAGUACACACAAACUGUUGUGGUUAAUGCUGGAGACAACUUCAAGAUUGAUGCAGAUGUUCAUGGCAAACCCUUGCCCUCUAUCCACUGGAUGAAGGGAGGGCAGGAACUGGGCAAUACUAUUCAUAGAGAAAUUAAGAACACACCCAUCAAAGCUUUUAUAUCUGUCAAGGAAGCUAAACUUUCCGAUGGAGGCCAAUACACUCUGCUGCUGAAAAAUCCAGGAGGAGAAAAGGCUGUACAGGUCAAUGUAGUUGUUCUAGAUAAACCUGGAGAACCAGAGGGACCUCUUUCUGUUACAGGAAUAACCAAAGACCGAUGCUGCCUUUCAUGGAAACCACCUCUACAAGAUGGUGGCAGCAAGAUCUCACACUACAUAGUAAAUAGGAGAGAGACAAGCAGGCUUGCCUGGACUGUUGUUGACUCAAAACUUGAGAAUACUUGUUUAAAGGUUACUAAGCUCCUGGAGGGAGAUGAGUACAUCUUCAAGGUCCAAGCUGUCAACCAAUUUGGAGUGGGUGCAUCACUUGAGUCUGCUCCUGCCAUAAUCAAAGAUCCAUAUGCAGCCCCUGGAACACCCAAGAGCUUGGAAGUUUCAGAUAUUAGAAAGGAUUCAAUGGUGCUCACCUGGGAGGCACCUGCUGAAGAUGGAGGCAGUCCUAUCACUGGAUACAUAAUUGAGAAACAUGACAAAGAAGGUGUAAGAUGGACCAGAUGCAACCGAACAACAGUCACUGACUGUACUUUCAAGGUCACUGGACUCAUGGAAACCCAUAUCUAUGAAUUCAGAGUUGCAGCUGAGAAUGGUGUAGGUUCUGGUGAGCCAAGCACCCCAACUGUAUUCUUUAAAGCUCUUGAUCCCAUCUUCAGGCCUGGUCCACCACACAAUCCAAAAGUAACUGACACAACUAAAACAUCAGUAUUCCUGUCAUGGGGCAAGCCCGUCUGUGAUGGAGGCUGUGAGAUUCAGGGAUACAUUGUUGAGUGCUGCACUACCAUAGAGUCAGCAGUGCCAGCUGAGGCCCCUGCUGAGGCCCCUGCUGAAUCCCCAGCUGAAGCCCCAGCUGCAGAGGGAGCUGCCAAAGAUGCCAUUGCUGAGGAAUGGACAAUGUGCACACCACCAACAGGUAUCAAGAAGAUGAACUUUGAAGUUGCUAACCUGAAGGAAAACCAGGCAUACAAGUUUAGAGUAUGUGCUAUCAACAAAGUUGGAGUUGGUGAGCAUGCUGAUGUCUCUGGAGCUGUUGUUGCCCAGGACAGGGCAGAAGAGCCAGACCUUGACAUUGACCCAGAACUGAGAAAUAUUGUGACCAUUAAAGCUGGAGCUUCCCUUAGACUGUUUAUUCCCAUCAAAGGAAGGCCCACUCCUACCAUCAAGUGGGACAAAGAUGAAGCUGCCCUUAAAGAGACAGCUCAGAUUGAGGUGACCAGCAGUUACACAUCCCUUGUGAUUGACAAGAUGAGCAGAAAUGACAGCGGAAAAUACACCAUCACUGCAGAAAACACCAGUGGAACCAAAUCUGCAUUUGUUGUUGUCCGUGUUCUCGACACACCCAGUGCCCCUGUUAACUUGAAAGUGAAGGAAAUAACCAACCAGUCGGUGACACUGGCAUGGGAGCCACCUCUGUUGGAUGGUGGGUCGAAGAUCAAGAACUACAUCAUUGAAAAGAGAGAAAGCACACGCAAAACAUAUGCAGCUGUUGCAACAAAUUGUCAUGCUCUUUUGUGGAAGGUUGAGCCACUCCAGGAGGGUUGUAGUUACUACUUCCGAGUCCUUGCUGAGAAUGCACAUGGUGUUGGCCUGCCUGCAGCAACCGCAGAUCCUCUUAAGGUCUCAGAGGUGCCCCAGUCUCCAAAGGCCUUGAUUGUUACAGAUCAAACCAAAACAAGCAUUUCUUUGGCAUGGGAGAGGCCUGAGUAUGAUGGUGGUAGCAGAGUCAUGCAGUACCUGCUCGAGGUGCAGCUUAAGGGCCAGGAAAAGUGGAAUAGUGUUAACACAUUUAAGACAAUGGAGGCUACUGUUUCCAAACUGAACCCUGGAGAGGAAUAUUUGUUUAGAGUCAUUGCAAUCAAUGAUAAGGGAAAGAGUGACCCCAAAGUCCUUUCUGGUCCAGUGAUGACCAAGGACUUAGUCUUUGAACCAGAUAUUCGACCAGCAUUCAGCAGCUACAGUGUCAAAGUGGGCAAAGACAUGAAAGUUGACAUUCCCUUCUUUGGACGACCUAAGCCAUCAGUCUCAUGGAGUAAAGAUGGAGCUCCUUUGAAGUUCACUACCAGAGUCAACAUUAUCAACACACCAACACAUACAACACUGAGCAUUAAGGAGGCAGCAGGUGAUGAUGGUGGAAUGUACAGCAUAAAUGUUGCUAACGCAGCUGGAAAGAAGGACACAACAGUUGAAAUCAUUGUCCUUGACAAGCCUAGCCCUCCAUCCGGCCCUGUGAGGUUCGAUGAAAUCACAACACAGAGUGUCACUCUUUCAUGGGAUCCACCCAAGCACAAUGGUGGCUGCCAGAUUUCUAACUACAUUGUACAAAAGAGAGAUACUACUACAACAACAUGGGAAAAUUUCAGCAUCAACCAUGCCAGAACAACCAUCAAAGUGCCCAGACUGAAGACUGGAGCCGAGUAUCAGUUCAGGAUCAUUGCUCAGAACCGCUAUGGCAAGAGUCAAGGUCUGGAUUCCUCUGCCGUGGUAGCUCAGUACCCAUACAGAGAGCCAGGCCCACCAGGCACUCCCUUCAUCUCUUCUCUCUCAAGGGACCACCAGAUUGUUGAGUGGCACGAGCCUGUCGCAGAUGGAGGCAGUGCUGUCCUUGGCUACCAUCUUGAAAGGAAAGAGAGAAAUAGUAUUCUCUGGGUCAAGAUCAACAAAACACUUCUUCAUGAGCCUUGUUUCAAGAGUUAUCCCUUGGAGGAAGGUAUUGAGUAUGAAUACAGGGUUUAUGCUGAAAAUAUAGUUGGCAUUGGCAGGUGCAGUAAGAUCUCAGAGGGCUGUGUUGCCCGUGACCCAUGUGAUCCUCCUGGCACACCAGAGGCCAUCCAUGUAAACAAAGAUACCAUUGUCAUCCAGUGGACUAAACCAGAGUAUGAUGGUGGCAGUAAUAUAACUGGCUAUACUGUGGAGAAGCGUGAUCUGCCAGAGGGAAGAUGGGUGAGGGCGAACUUUACUAAUGUAAUUGAGACCCAGUUCACUGUCACUGGUCUGACUGAAAAUGCACAGUAUGACUUCAGAGUCAUUGCUAAAAAUGCUGUUGGCACCAUCAGUAAGCCAUCCUACAACAGUGGACCAGUCACUGCAAGUGAUAAAUUGGAGGCACCCAAAUUCUCCAUUGACCCUGCAUUCACCAAGACUGUUAUCAUCAAUGCCGGAGAGACCUUCAAGCUAGAUGCUGAUGUCCGUGGCAAGCCUCUUCCUACAAUCCAGUGGUUCAGGGAUGAAAAACCAAUCGAGAAUACACUCAGACUAGAGAUAAAAGACACUGAAAACCAUGCGAUGAUUGUCAUUAAGGAUGCUGUUAGAAUUGAUGGUGGAGUGUACACUCUCCAGCUGACAAAUGAGGCUGGCAAAGAAACAAUUCCAUUCCAGGUUGUGGUUCUAGACAGGCCUAGCCAAUGUGAAGGACCCCUCCACGUCACUGGAGUAGCUGAAGAUAGAUGCACACUGGUAUGGCGUGCCCCACUACAUGAUGGAGGUAGUCCUAUUAAACACUACUUCAUCGAGAGAAGAGAGACCAGCCGUCUAGCUUGGACUGUUGUUUCAAACAGCUGUGAAACCACAAACUUCAAAGUCACCAAAUUACUUGAAGGCAAUGAGUAUAUGUUCCGUGUCAUGGCAGUAAACAGUUAUGGUGUCAGUGAGCCACUGGUGUCUAGCGGAGUGAUAAUGAAGACUCCAUUUAUUCCUCCUGGUCAACCUCAUAUUGAGGAUGUAUCCAACAUUGCUCAUGAUGGCAUGACCAUCACUUGGUCAGCCCCUGAGACUUGUGGAGGCAGUGAGAUUACCAAUUACAUUAUUGAAAAGAAGGACAGAAAUGGAAUCAAAUGGACCAGAUGCAACAGACAGAAAGUCACUGAUCUUUCGUUUAGAGUUACAGGCCUAACCACCGGCCAUGAAUAUGAGUUCAGAGUGGUUGCUGAGAAUGUAGUUGGAGCAGGAGAGCCAAGCCUUCCAAGUUCAUUCUUCAGGGCCAUUGAUCCCAAGUACAAACCUGGUGCCCCAGCAUAUGUGAAUGUGAUUGACUCUACAAAGAGUUCUAUUACAUUGUCAUGGGGUAAGCCUCUGUCUGAUGGUGGCAGCGACAUUCAAGGAUACAUUGUUGAAGUCUGCAAGGCUGAGGAGGAGGAAUGGACCAUGGUUACUCCCCCCACUGGUCUGCGUCUCAACAAAUAUGAAAUUACCAAACUUACUGAGGGUCAGGAGUACAAGAUCCAGGUGUGUGCUCUGAACAAACUAGGAGUGGGUGAGCCAGCAGCUCUCUCUGGAACAGCUAAGCCAGAGGAAAGGGUGGAGCCACCACAGAUCCAUCUUGACUCUGAUCUAAGGAAGGGCAUCGUUUUGAAAGCUGGUGGAUCUGUUAGAAUACAUAUUCCAUUCAAGGGCAGGCCAACACCUGAGAUUAAGUGGACUAAGGAUGAGGGAGAAGUGUCUGAAAAAGCAGUGAUUGAGAAAGCCCUUAACUUCACCCAGUUGUCCAUUGACUCAUGUGACAGGAGUCACUCAGGAAAAUACAUCCUGAGCCUGACAAACAGCAGUGGCACUGUAUCUGAGUUUGUUACUGUUAAAGUCCUGGAUACACCUGGUGCCCCACAGAAACUUGUGGUUAAAGAAGUCAGAAAGGACUCCAUCACUCUUGAAUGGGAUGCCCCACUGGUUGAUGGAGGUUCCAAAAUUAAGAACUAUGUCAUUGACAAACGGGAAUCAACCAGAAAGACUUUUGCUAAUGUGUCCACAAAAUGCACCAGGACAACAUUCAAAGUAGAGAACUUGGUUGAAGGAGCUAUGUACUACUUCAGAGUCAUGGCUGAGAAUGACUAUGGAAUCGGCCAGGGUAUUGAAACAAAGGUGGCUUCCAAGGCCUCCGAGGUACCACUGCCUGUUGGAUCAAUCUUCCUCACUGAUGUCACCAAAGCCAGUGUCUCACUGGCCUGGGAGAAACCUGAGCAUGAUGGAGGCAGUAGAAUUGGUGGAUACCUAAUUGAGAUGCAACCCAAAGGUACAGAUAAGUGGGGAGUUGCAACAAAUACAAAGACAUGCGAGGGCACUGCCAAAGGCCUCACAGCAGGAGCAGAAUACCUAUUCCGUAUCAUUGCUUACAAUGAGAAGGGAAAAAGUGAGCCAAAGGCACUUGCUGCACCCGUCAUUGCCAGUGACAUGACCAUAGAGCCAAGCAUUAAGAUGCAAUUUAACACCUACAGUGUAUUAGCUGGAAAAGACUUGAAGUUGGAGUUCCCUGUGAUUGGCAGGCCCAAACCUAAAGUCACCUGGAAUAAGGAUGGUCAGUCUUUGAAUGUGACAUCCAGAGUCAAUGUGAUAAACACUCCAACAACAACUGGAAUUCAAAUAACUGAGGCAUGCAAGGAUGACUUUGGCAAAUAUUCCAUUACAGCAACCAAUGAUGCCGGCACUAUAAGUAAGGAUGUGUCUGUCAUUAUCCUUGACAAGCCUGGUCCACCAACAGGUCCAAUCAAGGUUGUUGAAGUGAGCAACACCUUCGUCCAUCUCUCCUGGGAGCCCCCAGUGUACAUGGGUGGAUGCCAGGUAAAGAACUAUAUAGUGGAGAAGAGAGACACCACCACCACAACAUGGCAGGCAGUCACCACACAGCUCGCUAGAACAUCUUUUAAGGUCACCAAGCUGAAGACUGGUGCAGAAUAUCAGUUCAGAAUCAUUGCUGAAAACAGAUAUGGAAAGGGUGCAUCUCUGGACUCCAAGGCGAUCGUUGUCCAAUAUCCAUACAAACCACCAGGGCCUCCAGGAACACCACGUGUCAAAUCUGCUACGAAGGAAAUGAUGAUCAUUGAAUGGAAUGAGCCAGUCAAUGAUGGUGGAAGUACAGUGAUUGGGUACCAUCUUGAAAACAAGGAGAGAAGCAGCAUUACAUGGAACAAACUGAACAAGUCUCUUAUCACUGAUACUGAGUUCAAGAUCUGCAAUCUUGAGGAGGGGGGUGGAUAUGAAUUCAGAGUCUAUGCUGAAAAUAUUGUUGGCAUCGGCCGAUGCAGUAAAGUGUCUGAGAACUUUGUUGCUCGUGACCCAUGUGAUCCUCCUGGUGCUCCUGAAGCUGUGUCUAUUUCUAAGACCAUAAUCAAGAUUCAGUGGACUAAGCCUCAGUAUGAUGGUGGCAGCAAAGUGAAUGGAUAUAUUGUGGAAAGGAAAGAUCUUUCCUCCCCUGAUGGGCGCUGGGUAAGAGCUAAUUUCACAAAUAUAGUUGAGACUGAGUAUACUGUCACUGGCCUAACAGAGAAUGAGCAGUAUGAAUUCAGAGUUAUUGCAAGAAAUGCAGUCGGAACCUUCAGCGAGCCAUCCGAUAGCUCUGGACCUAUCACUGCUACUGAUGAAAUUGAACCACCAAAAGCCUCAAUGGAUCCCAAGUACAAGGAUGUCAUUGUUAUCAAUGCUGGAGAAAACUUGCUUCUUGAUGCAGACAUCUAUGGAAAACCAAUUCCUGAUGUUGCCUGGCUAAAAGAAGGCAAAGAAAUGGACAAAGCACUGCGCAUUGAAGUGAGAACUACACAGAAACGUGCAGCCAUUACUAUUAAAGAUGUAACCAAGCUUGAUAGUGGCCACUAUGACCUCGUCCUCAAAAAUCUGGGUGGUAUAAAAACCUUCCCUAUCACUGUCAAAGUCCUUGAUAAACCAGGUACACCCACUGGACCCAUGCAAAUAACAGGAAUCAUGUCUGACAGGUGCACCCUUUCCUGGUCUGAACCAACUCUGGAUGGUGGGGCUAGUAUCACUCACUAUGUUUUGGAGAAAAGAGAGACUAGCAGGUUGUCCUGGACAGUGGCUGCCCCAGAUAUCAAGGGUAUGUUCUAUAAACUAACAAAUUUGCUACCUGGAAAUGAAUACAUUUUCAGAGUCAGGGCAGUCAACAAAUACGGUGUAGGCGAUUAUCUCGAAAGUGAACCCGUAAUUGCACGCAAUCCUUACAAGCUGCCUAGUGCUCCUGGAACUCCAGAAGCAAGUCAGAUCACAAAGGAGUCUAUGGUUUUGUCAUGGACCGCUCCAGAACAGACCGGUGGAGCUGAAAUUGAAACUUACCACCUUGAAAAACGUGACAAAGAUAGUGUAAGGUGGACAAAAUGCAACAGACAAAAGCUGACUGACAACCACUUCAAGGUCACAGGUCUCAUGACAGACCACUUCUAUGAGUACCGUGUUGCUGCUGAGAAUGAGGCUGGAAUAGGAGACCUUAGUGAAUUGUCCCUAUUCUACAGAGCAUGUAAUUCCAUAACACCACCUGGACCUCCACACCAUCCUAAGGUGACAGACUACACAAAGUCUUCUGUUUCUCUGUCCUGGAGCAAACCUGACUUUGAUGGCGGUGCCUACGUAAAGGGCUACAUUGUUGAAACAAGGGAGUAUACACCAAUGCCCGAAUUAACAGAGGAGGCAGAAGUAGCUCCAGCAAUAGACGCACCAGUUGAAAAAGAAUGGACCAUGUGCACUCCACCCACUGGCAUUCAAGCCACUAAACUCACUAUCACAGACCUGAAGGAGGGUGGAGAGUACCAGUUCCGUGUCUGUGCUAUCAACUCUGAGGGAGUAGGGGAGGCUGCUAACGUCCACAGCACUGUGGUUACUUCUGACAGGGCAGAAGCACCAGAGAUCGAGCUGGAUGCUGAUCUUAGAAAGGUGGUAUCUGUCCGUGCUGGUGGAACUCUUCGUCUGUUUGUCGCCAUUAGAGGAAGGCCGGAACCUGCUGUGAAAUGGGAGAAGGUUGAUGGUACUCUCACAGAGCGUGCUGGAAUCGACACCACCAGUUCAUACACCAUGCUUGUCAUUGACAAUGUUAACCGCUUUGACAGUGGCAAAUACUCACUCACACUGGAAAACAGCAGUGGUUCAAAAGCUGCUAUUGUUGCAGUGAGAAUUUUGGAUACACCAAGUGCACCACAGAACUUUUUGGUGAAGGAGCUCAAGAAAGAUUCAGUGCUUCUUGCCUGGGAUACACCACUCACUGAUGGUGGUUCUAAAAUCACAAACUACAUUGUAGAAAAGAGAGAGUCUGUCAGGAAGGCCUAUACUACUGUCACCAGCAACUGUUUGGCCAACUCAUUCAAGAUUGAAGAGCUUCCUGAGGGUGGCAUGUUCUACUUCAGAGUCUGUGCUGUUAAUGAAUAUGGCCAAGGACAGAUGGUUGAAACCAAAGAAGUCAAAGUGUCUGAGGUACCGCAGCCACCAAGCAAAGUUCGCGUUGUAGAUUUGACAAAGACCAGCGUGACACUGGCAUGGGACAAACCUGCUCAUGAUGGUGGAAGCAAAGUAAUGUGCUACAAUGUGGAAUUUAAGCCCAAGAGUGGAGAUAAAUGGGGCACAGCAUGCACAGCAAAGGUUCCUGAAGCAACUAUUCCUAAUCUGAGUCCUAAUGAAGCCUAUUUAUUCAGAGUUGUUGCAAUCAAUGAGAAGGGAAAGAGUGAGCCAAAAGAUCUUGGCUUGCCUGUGAUUACAAAAGAUGUUGAAAUUGAACCAUCUAUCAACUUACUGUUUACCACAUACAGUGUGAAGGCUGGAGAUGACCUCACUCUCGAGGUUCCAGUAAAAGGCAGGCCAAAGCCUGUUGUAUCCUGGAAAAAGGAUAGCCUUCCUCUGAAGCAAACAUCCUCAGUGACCAUCUUAAACACACCAACCUCAUCCAAAAUUAUAUUUAAAGAGGCAAGCAGAGAACAUGUUGGCAAGUAUGAGAUCACCCUGGCAAACACAGCAGGAACGGUCAGCGCAGAUAUUGGAGUUGUUGUCCUUGAUAAACCAGGUCCACCUAAAUGCGUUAAGGUGGAUUCCGUGACAUCAGACAGCAUCACACUGUCCUGGUCUCCACCAGAUUAUGAUGGUGGCUGCUGCAUAAGUAACUAUAUUGUGGAGAAGAGAGACACAAACUCACAAGAAUGGCAAAUGGUAGGAAGUAACGUGGCCAGAACAUCUUUUAAGGCUGGCCGCCUGACACAUGGAGCUGAGUACCAAUUCCGCAUCUAUGCAGUCAACCGUUAUGGAAAGAGUACAUACCUGGAUUCACCUGGAAUCACUGCUAAGUAUAACUUUAAACAACCUGGACCUCCUUCCACACCUAUAGUGAAGCUGGCCACCAAGUCUUACAUGUUGGUGACUUGGAAUGAGCCAGUCACGGAUGGCGGUAGUCCUGUUCUGGGCUACCAUCUGGAGAGGAAGGAGCGUUCUAGCAUUCUUUGGACAAAGAUGAACAGAGGAAUGAUCAAAGAUACUGAAUACAAAGUCAAUGGAGUUGAAGAGGGCAUGAUGUAUGAAUACCGUAUCUAUGCUGAAAAUAUUACUGGUAUUGGUAAAUGCAGCAAGGCCUGUGAAGCUGUAGCAGCCAGAGAUCCAUGUGAUCCUCCAGGCACACCUGUGGUCACUGCUGUUACCAGAACAACCGUCUCCUUGUCUUGGGAUAAACCAGAGUAUGAUGGUGGAGCCAAGGUUACUGGCUACACCAUUGAACGCAGAGACCUUCCUGAAGGACGCUGGACAAGGUGCAACUUCACCAAUGUGCCUGAGACCCACUAUGAUGCGACAGGCCUUACAGAGAACAGCCAGUAUGACUUCCGCAUCAUUGCUAAGAAUGCAGCUGGAGUGUUCAGCGGGCCAUCUGACCGCACUGGUCCCAUCACUGUCAAGGAUGAUGUGGAACCACCACGCAUCAUGAUGGAUGUCAAGUUCAGAGAGACAUUGCUUGUGAAAGCAGGAGAAACUCUGAAGAUUAACGCUGACCUUGCUGGACGUCCUGCCCCUGUCAUUUCCUGGACAAAGGAUGGCAAAGAGAUUGAGCUGAGAGCCAGAAUCCAGAUUGUUUCAACAGAUACCAGUACUUCUCUCAUUGUGAAGGAUUGCAUCAGAAGAGAUUCUGGACAGUAUUCCCUAACUUUACAGAAUAUUGGUGGAAAAGUCUCCAUGCCAAUACACUGUUUGAUUCUAGAUAAGCCAGGACCUUCAGCAGGACCACUUCAGAUCACAGGUCUCACAGCUGAGGCAUGCACUCUGUCAUGGGGUCCUCCUCAGGAGAACGGUGGUGCUGACAUCACACAUUACAUUGUUCAGAAGCGUGAGACCAGCAGCUUGGCGUGGACAGUGGUUAAGGCAGACGUCACAAACACAUACCACAAAGUCACAGGACUGCUCAAGGGCAACGAAUAUAUCUUCAGGGUUAUGGCUGUCAACAAGCACGGAGUUGGUGAGGCUCUGGAUAGUGAUGUUGUAAAGAUUACAGAUCCAUACACUGUUGCCACUGCUCCAACAAGUGUUGAUGUCACUACCAUAACUGGAGAUUCAAUGACCCUUACCUGGUGCAAGCCAGCCAAUGAUGGAGGCAGCCCCAUCAUUGGAUAUGUGAUUGAGCGCCGUGAGAAGACAGGUAUGCGCUGGGUCCGUGUGAACAGAGAUCCAGUUGUUGAAUGUACUACAGUAGCAACCAAACUGCGCAAGGGUUGUGAGUAUGACUUCAGAGUUUAUGCUGAAAACGAAGCUGGUUUGAGUCCUCCAAGUGAACGAUCUGCAACAUUCAGAGCAUUGGAUGCUCUGGUUGUUCCUUCUCGCCCAACAAAGCCAAAGAUUGUCACUUCAACCACAGGCAGUGUGUCCAUUGUCUGGAAACCACCAACCAAUGAUGGUGGUGCUCCAAUCCUUGGAUACAGUGUAGAAUACAGAGACUACAUUGAAAAACCAGAGCCAGAGGUUGAGGGAGAAGGAGAAGAAUAUGAGGAAGAAUAUGAGGAAGAGGAAGAAGAGGAGAUUCCUGAAUCACCCGAAGAACUAGCAAGAUGGGUUGAAGCUAUCCCUCUUACCAAGAGCUUGGAGUUCACAAUCACUGGACUUAAGACAGACGCAAAAUAUGAAUUCUGUGUCAAGGCAAUAAAUAAAGUUGGCAGCAGUGCGCGUAGCCUAUAUUCAGAUGGUGCUGCAGCAAUGGACAGAACUGCAGAGCCAUCAUUUGAUGUUGACAUUGAAAUGCGUAAAGUACUUAUUGUCAAGCAUGGCACAGCAUUUACUCUCAACGUACCAUUCAAGGGCAAACCUGUGCCAUUAGUGGAAUGGGUCAAGGAGGGCGUGGAUCUAAAGGUCAGAGGAACUAUUGACUCAACAGAAUCCAGCACUUCACUGACCAUUGAGAAGUCAACCAGAAAUGACUCUGGAGAAUACAGCGUCACUAUUGAAUCACCGUUGGGAAAAGCAACAUUGCCCAUUGUUGUCAAGGUCCUUGACUCACCUGGACCUCCUGUCAAUGUUAAAGUUUCUGCAGUGACCAGGGAUUCUGCAACCCUCACUUGGGAAGCUCCAGAGAAUGAUGGUGGUGAUGCAGUAAAGUCCUACCAUGUUGAAAAACGUGAGGCCAGUAAGAAGGCCUGGGUGUCUGUGACCAGCAACUGCCACGCACUGACUUACAAGGUGGAAGACUUGCAGGAGGGAGCCAUGUAUUACUUCAGAGUUAUUGGAGAAAAUGAGCAUGGAGUGGGUGUUCCUCAGGAGGCCAGGAGUGGAACAAAGAUAACAGAGGUACCAAGUAUGCCCAUGAAACUUGGAGUUGCAAAUGUUACCAAGGACAGCGUUACCAUUGCCUGGACAAGACCAGAAUACGAUGGUGGCAGCAGGGUCACUGGUUACCUGAUUGAUGCCCUGGAGAAGGGACAGACCAAGUGGGUGAAGUGUGCCACUGUGAGGACCAUGACCCACACUAUCAAGAGCCUGAGGGAGUGUGCUGAGUACUACUUCAGAGUCCGUGCUGAGAACCAUGCUGGACUCAGUGAACCGAAGGAGAUGAUCGUACCAGUCAUUGUCAAGGAAAUACACGAGGCUCCAGAGUUUGACCUGAAGAACUACCCCAAGAAUACAGUUUAUGUGAGAGCAGGAGCCAACCUGACCUUUGAGAUUCCGCUCACCGGCAGACCCAUGCCUAAGGUGACUAUGUCCAAGAACAAUGUUGUCAUCAAGGGAUCUAAGAGGCUGCUAACAGAAGUAACCCCAGACAGUUUAUUCAUCACCCUGAAUGAAAGCAUUGCAGCUGACGCUGGCAAAUAUGAAGUCACUGCCUCAAAUGCCGGAGGAACCACCAAGAUCUUUAUCAUCUUCGUUGUACUGGACAGACCUGGACCUCCGAUUGGUCCAGUAGAGAUUGGAGAGAUCGGAGAGACCUCAGUAUGUCUGAAGUGGGCUUAUCCAGAAUACGAUGGUGGCAGUCCUGUUACCAACUUCAUUGUUCUGAAACGUGAAACCAGCACUCCUAACUGGUCAGAGGUGUCAACUAGCAUUGCCAGAAGCUCAAUCAAGGCGACAAAGCUGACCAAGGGAGAGGAGUAUCAGUUCAGAAUCAAGGCUGAGAACCGCUUAGGGGUCAGUGACCAUAUUGACACCAAGCCAAUCAUGAUAAAACUUCCAUACACCAUUCCUGGACCUCCAUCUACACCAUGGCUCAGCUACGUCUCCAGAGAGAGUCUGACAGUCUGCUGGAACGAGCCGGUCAACGAUGGUGGAAACACUGUGAUUGGAUAUCAUCUCCAGAUGAAGGAGAGGAGUAGCAUCCUUUGGCAGAAGGUCAACAAAACCGCAAUCUCAGGAAACCAGUGGCGAGUCACAAACAUCUGCCCUGGCCUUAUCUAUGAAUUCAAGGUGGCCGCUGAAAAUGCCGCUGGUAUUGGAAAGCUGAGCAAGACCUCCGAAGAGGUGCUUGCAAUUGAUGCCUGCGAGCCUCCAGCAAAUGUCCACAUCACAAAAGUCACCAAGAACUCGGUCCACCUGGCCUGGCAGAGGCCUCCGUACGACGGCGGCAGUAAGAUUACCGGCUACAGCGUGGAGAGGAGGGACGCUAACAGCAACAGAUGGGUUAAGGCCAACUUUGCGAACAUCAUCGAGAUGGGCUUCACUGUCUCUGGACUGAACCAGGACGAGUCUUACGAGUUCAGAGUAUACGCCAAGAAUGCUGUCGGGUCCGUUAGCAACCCAUCUCUCAUUGCUGGCCCAGUCACUUGUGUGGACUCAACUGGCGCCCCAACCAUUGACCUCCCUCCAGAGUACCUGGAUGUGGUUCAGUUCAAGGCCGGAGCUUCAGUUAAGCUCAGAGUCGGAAUCAUUGCCAAGCCUCUGCCGACCAUCGAGUGGCUCAAGGAUGGAAAGGAGCUAGUAUCAAGCUCUAAGCUGUCUGUUGAAAGCACAACAGACUCUUCUGCUGUUCUGAUCAAGGACGCAGCUCGCUUCGACACGGGCUCAUAUGAGAUCAAGAUCAAGAAUGUUCUGGGCUCAGCAUCUGCAACCAUCAAGAUUGAAAUCCUAGACAAACCCGGACCCCCAGCAGGCCUCAUUAACUUCAACUCCAUCACGGCAGACAGGAUAAUGUUCAGCUGGGAGCCUGUUCCUGAGUCUGACCAGGGAGGUUUCAAAGUGACCCACUACAUUGUUGAGAGGCGCGAAACCAGCCGAGUGGUCUGGUCGACAGUUUCAGACCAUCUGGAGGCGACACACGUCACCGUCAGCAAGCUGCUGCGUGGAAACGAGUAUGUGUUCCGCGUCAUGGGUGUUAAUAAGUUUGGAGUUGGAGAGCCACUGGUGUCGGAGCCAGUCAUCGCUAAGAACGCCUUUGUAACUCCUGGGCAGCCUCAUACUCCUGAGGUAAACACCAUCACCAAAUCCACCAUGGUGGUAGAAUGGGGCAAACCAGGUGUAGACGGAGGAAGCAUGGUCACGGGCUACUACCUGGAGAGACGCGACAAGAAGAGCCUGCGCUGGAUCCGAGUUUACAAAGACCCAAUACCUGGCAUCAAACAGACCGUCUACCAUCUGACAGAAGGAAAUGAGUACCAGUAUCGCGUCUGUGCCAUUAACAUGGCCGGAGAGGGACCGUUCUCUGAAGUGUCAGACUACUACAAGGCUGCUGACCCAGUUGAUCCACCAGAUGAGCCUUGCAAGUUGAAGGUGGUGGACUCCACCAAGACGUCCAUCACUUUGGGCUGGUUCAAGCCCGAAUGGGACGGAGGCAGUGAGGUCAUCAGCUACAUGCUGGAGAAGCUUGUUGAGGGAGAGGAAGAAUGGGCUAUGAUUACCUCUAAGGGAGAGGUCAAGACAACAGAAUACACAGUUCACGACUUAAAACCAGACGUCAACUACUUCUUCAGAGUCACUGCUGUCAACUGUGCCGGCCCUGGAGAGCCGCUGGAGAUGACCGAGCCUGUGCAAGCUAAGGAUAUCCUGGAGGAGGCCCAGGUUGACUCAGAUGUGGCAAUGAGAACUCACUACAUCGUGAAGGCUGGCAAGGAUGUGGAGCUGUCUGUUCCUCUGAAGGGCCGACCAGCUCCCAGUGCUUCAUGGAGUAAGGGAGAAGAAUGCAUUGAUCACGACCCAAAAUAUGAGUUCCACCACUCCGACACUACCACAGUCCUUGUUAUGCGUGAGGUGACCAGACUCGACACCGGAAAGUACACCGUGAAGAUAGAGAACGGUGUGGGAGAGCCAAAGACGCUGACGCUGUCCGUGAAGGUCCAGGAUACUCCAGCUCAGUGCAGGAACCUAGUCCUGAAGGAGGUGACACGUGGAAAGGUAAUUCUCAGCUGGGAGCCUCCACUCCUCGAUGGUGGUGCCGAGAUCACAAACUACAUUGUUGAAAAGAGGGACUCAUCCAAGAGAUCCUACUCUGCAGUUACAAGCAAAUGCACAGAAACAACUUACACCAUCGAAGACCUCUCCGAGAAGACGUCCUUCUUCUUCCGCGUGUUAGCAGAGAAUGAGAACGGUGUUGGUGAUCCGUGUGAAACACUUGAUCCUGUGAAGGCAACAGAGACUCCAGGACCAGUCAAGGAGGUUUCUAUGAAGGAUUCGUCCAAAACAUCUGUCACUCUGCAGUGGCUGAAGCCCGAUUAUGACGGGGGCAGCAUUAUCUCUGACUACGUCAUUGAAAAGAAGCUCAAGGACGAGGAAUGGUCAUUGGGAGGAGCCAGCAGAACGUGUGAGUUUGAGGUCAAGAAACUCAAGGAGCACUCGGAAAUGCUCUUCAGAGUUGCCGCCAGGAAUGAGAAGGGACGGGGAGACUUUGUUGAGAUUGGGCCUAUUAAGGUCAUCGACUACAUUAUCACACCUGAGGCGAGCCUUGCGGAGUACCCGGAUGGCCGCAUCAACGUUCGUCUGGGUCACAACGUGCACAUUGAGCUCCCAUACAAAGGUAAACCCAAACCUUCUAUCCUGUGGCUAAAGGACAACCUGCCUCUGAAGGAGAGCGACCAAAUCCGCUUCAAGAAGACAGAAAACAAAGCAACUCUGAUGAUUAAGAAUGUCAUAAAGGAGAACGAGGGUAAGUACACCCUGACACUUGACAAUAAGGUCAACAGGAGAUCCUUCCACAUCCAUGUGAUCACACUCGGACCACCAUCAAAGCCUGUUGGACCCAUCCGUCUGGAUGAAGUGAGAGCUGAGAGCAUCAUGAUCUCCUGGGACGAACCUAAUGAUGACGGCGGUGGAGACAUCACCUGCUACAGUGUAGAGAAGCGUGACACCUUGCAGUCAGACUGGAAAAUGGCGUGCUCCAGUGUACAGAAUACUGAGUUCAAGGUCCCCAACUUGAUCAAGGGUGUCCAGUACCAGUUCAGAGUGUGCGCUGAGAACAGAUACGGUGUCAGCGAGCCUCUGGUUUCACAGUCGGUCAUUGCCAAGCACCAGUUCAGGCCUCCAGGACCACCGGGCAAGCCUUUCGUGUUCAACGUCACAAACGAUGGCAUGACCAUCCAAUGGGAGCAACCCAUUUAUGACGGCGGGACGCCCAUCCAGGGCUUCCAUGUGGAGAAGAGGGAAAUGAACAGCAUCAUGUGGCAAAAGGUGAACACAGUGGUGGUCAAAGGAACAGAAUACAGGAUCCCAGAGCUCAUUGAAGGCCUUGAGUACUCCUUCAGAGUCUACGCACAGAAUGAUGCUGGCUUCAGCCGAAUGAGUGACGAGAGCAAGCCAACCAUGGCUGUCAGUCCUGUUGAUCCUCCUGGCCAGCCCGACUACAUCGAUGUGACUAGUGACUCAGUGACACUGAAAUGGGAUGCACCUAAACGUGAUGGUGGUAGCAAGAUUACGAGCUACAGCAUUGAGAAACGGCAAGGAAAAGGCCGCUGGUUUAAGGCCAACUUGACUGAUGUACAUGACUGCCAGUACGCUGUCACUGGGUUGGCAACAAAUGAACGCUAUGAGUUCAGAGUGACCGCAAGAAACGCCAUUGGUGUCGUCAGUCCUCCCUCCAACUCCUCUGGCUUGAUUGUGGUCAGAAGUGAGAACGCUUGUCCAAACAUUGAGUUUGGCCCAGAGUACUUUGAGGGUUUGACAGUCAAGGCGGGAGACAACAUCCGGCUGAAGGUGACCAUCACUGGACGCCCUGUUCCCAAGGUUGUCUGGUACAGAGACGGUGUUGUGGUUACCAAAAAGAUGAUGGAUAUUAUCAACAUAGCUGGAUCCAGCACGCUGUUUGUCAGAGAUGCUGAUCGUACACACAGCGGCCUCUACACUGUGGAGGCUACAAACGGAUCUGGAAGCAGAAAGCAGGACAUCCUUGUUCAAGUCCAAGACACACCUGGGGAGCCAGUAGGACCCAUCACUUUCAGCAACAUCUCCGAGGGUAAGUGCACUCUGUCCUGGAACCCACCGCAGAACGAUGGCUGCUCAGAGAUUUCGCAUUACAUCAUUGAGAAGCGCGAGACUGCCAAGAUCUCCUGGGCUUUGGUGUCUGACGAAUGCCAGGAGUGCACUUUCAAUGCGACCAAGCUUAUCAAGACCAAUGAGUACCAGUUCAGGGUCUCUGCUGUGAACAAGUUUGGAGUUGGCAGACCUGUGGAAUCCAGCCCCAUCAUUGCACAGAUGCAAUACACUACUCCUGACUCUCCAGGCACUCCUGACGCUACCGAUGUGACAGGAGACAGCAUCACGCUGUCCUGGACUCCUCCAACAUCUGAUGGAGGAAACCCCAUUCAAUAUUACAUUCUGGAGAAACGAGAAAAGAAGACUGUCAAGUUCUACAAGGUGAUCACCAAGAAGCCCAUCAUCGAAUGUGCUCAUAAGGUGCUCAACUUGACAGAGGAUAUGGAAUACGAGUUCCGUGUCUUGGCCGUGAACGACGCCGGUGUUGGAGCUCCAAGCAACGUCUCUCUACCCAUCAAAGCCGCCGAGCCAAAGGAUAUUCCUUGUGCUCCAUCUGUGGUCUGCGUGUCUGACUCCACCAACACCUCUAUCAGUUUGGAGUGGUCCAGGCCUGCGGAAGAUGGAGGCAUGGAGGUCCUAGGCUACAUUAUCGAGAUGGUGAAGGGAGAAGAUACCGAAUGGAAGGCCGUGAGGGAAGAGCUGGUGGCGGAAACAACUUACACAGUGACUGGUCUAGAGACAGGAGCUGAGUACAAGUUCCGUGUCGCAGCGGUUAAUCACAUCGGUAGAGGCGAGGAAAAGGAGAUUUCAGAGCCAGCUCAGGCUGUGGACAGGCUAACACCGCCACAGGUAGAUAUCGAUGCCAAUUUCAAGCAAACACACAUUGUCAAGCCUGGAGGUUCAGUGUGCUUGUGCGUCAACUUCAGAGGAAAGCCAAUUCCCACUGCCACCUGGGUGAAGGAAGACGGAGAGCUGGGUGUUAGGUCUGAGAUCAUAACUACAGAUGAGUAUAGUUCUUUAAACAUUGAUAGCUGCUCAAGAAACGAUACAGGCAAAUACACGGUUAACCUGGAGAAUUCUAGUGGCAGCAAAGCCGUUACAUUCAACGUAAAAGUGAUGGACACUCCUGGGCCUCCACAAGGUGUCGCCUUCAAGGAGGUGUCCAGAGGCACGGUUACACUUAUCUGGGAGCCUCCUUUGAACGAUGGCGGCGCGCGAAUCCAGCACUAUAUUGUUGAGAAGCGGGAGGCUAGCCGCCGCACUUGGCAGCAGUCUGGUGGCAAUUGCAAGCAGCAUAUCCUGAAGAUCCAGGACCUGCUGGAGGGAGUGCCAUACUUCUUCAGAGUCUCCGCCGAGAACCAUCACGGCGUGGGCGAGGCAUUUGAGAUGAUCGAGCCUGUCAUUGCCACCGCAGAGCCCGCAUCUCCGAAGAGAUUGGACAUAGUGGACACCACAGAUAGCUCUGUGACGCUGGGCUGGCUGAAACCAGAGCAUGAUGGCGGCAGCCGCAUCCAGGGUUACUUCAUCGAGGCUAAACCGAAGGGUACAGACAAAUGGGUAGUGGUUGGUAACACCACUAAUCUUACAUAUGUGAUUGAAAAGCUCAACAAGGGCGAUGAGUAUGACUUCCGUGUCAAGGCAAAGAAUGAAUCCGGCUACAGCACGCCCAGGGAAACUCUGGCUCCCGCACUGGUCAAAGAGCCUCAUAUUGAACCAGCUGCUGACCUCCGUGAGAUUACCGACCAGCUUAUCACAUGCAGAUCUGGCAGUAUGUUCACCAUCGAUGUUCCCAUCAGUGGUAGACCUGCUCCAAAGGUCUCCUGGAAGCUGGAAGAGAUGAGGCUCAAGAACACAGACAGAGUCACCAUCAAAACAACGAAGAACAGAACCAGCAUCUCCGUCAAGGAGGCCAUGAGAGGAGAUGGCGGUAAAUACUAUCUGACGCUGGAGAACGUGGCGGGAACAAAGACCUUCACUGUUGAAGUUAAUGUCACAGGUAGACCCAGUCCUCCAGUCGGACCCAUCGAAAUCUCAAACAUCACCUCCGAGUCCUGUGUCGUUAACUGGCAACCACCAGAGGAUGAUGGCGGUACAAAAAUCACCAACUACAUUGUGGAGAAGCGUGAGUCUGGCUCCACUGCCUGGCAACUGAUCAACUCCAGCGUGAAGCGCACAUCUCUCGAUGUCGGUCACCUGACAAAGUACAUGCAAUACACAUUCAGGGUCUCUGCUGAGAAUAUAUUCGGUGUCAGCAAGUCCACCGAGUCUGAGACAAUCGUCGCAGAGCAUCCCUACACACCUCCUGGUCCACCAACAAGGCCCACGGUCUUCAACGUUACUGCUAACUCAAUGACCCUGAAAUGGGAGGAGCCCUACAAUGAUGGCGGAAGCAAGGUGACAGGCUACUGGAUUGAAAAGAAGGAGAGGAACAAUAUCCUGUGGGUGAGGGAUAACAACAUUCCUUGCUUUGAGUGCUACUGCAAGAUGGAAGGCCUGGUUGAAGGCCUGGAAUACCAGUUCAGGGUGUACGCCAUGAACAGCGGCGGGCUGAGCAAAGCCAGCGAGGCCUCCAAGGGAGCCAUUGCUCAAAACCCAGUUGAUCCACCAAGUAAACCAGAAGUCACAAAUGUUACAAGAAGCACCGUGUCCCUCAAAUGGUCAUCUCCACUGAACGAUGGAGGCAGUCCGAUCGUGGGCUACAUCAUUGAGCGUAAGCCGUACACUUUGACUGGCGAGGGCCGCUGGCUCAAGUGUAACUACACCAAUGUGACCGAAACUUUCUACACUGUUACUGCCCUGGGAGAGGGAGAGCCCUAUGAGUUCAGAGUCAUUGCCAAGAAUGCCAACCAGGUCUUCAGCCUGCCCUCAGAGUCCACUGGCUCUGUACAGUGCAAGACCGACUUCGAGCCUCCAAAGGCUACGCUGAACAGCAAACUCCUGUCUGAAACUGUCAUGGUCAGAGCUGGUUCAGAUCUGGUUCUGGACGCUGCAGUGGGAGGCAGGCCAGACCCCAAGGCUCACUGGGCGAAGGGAAACAGGGAUCUGGAGUUGUGUGAAAAGUACCACCUGCAGUACACCCCCACCAGGGCCAUGGCCAUCAUCAAGUUCUGCGACAGAGAUGAUACUGGAAAGUACAUCCUCACAGUCAGGAACGUAAGCGGAACCAAGACUGCUGAGGUCAACGUCAAAGUUCUCGACACCCCCGGAAUAUGCGAAGGCAGCAUUGAGAUCAGCAAGAUCACAGAGGAGUCGUGCACACUGAGCUGGAAGCCUCCUCUGGAGGACGGCGGUGACGAGGUUACCCACUAUAUCGUGGAGAGGCGCGACACCAACAGACUCACCUGGGUCAUCAUGCACGCUGAAUGUAAGGAGCUGACCUGCAACAUCACCGCGCUGUUCAAGAACACAGAGUACCUGUUCAGGGUCCGGGGUGUCAACAAGUACGGAGCUGGAGUCUACCUGCAGUCAGAGCCCAUGAUCGCCAGAAACACUUUCACUGUGCCAUCUCCACCUGGCACUCCAGAGAUCCUGGCAUCAGGAAAGGACUUUGCCACCAUUGAGUGGCUGAAGCCAGAAAGCGAUGGUGGCAGCCCUCUGAUCCACUACCUGGUGGAGAGGCACGAGAGAAAGAGCGCCCGCUGGGUGAAGGUGAACAGGGACGGAGCUCACCUGGACACCAUGCUAAAGGUUUCCGGUUUAACCGAAGGCAACAUCUACCAGUUCAGAGUGACGGCCAUUAACAAGGCUGGAGAGAGCGAACCCAGCGAGGUUUCUCUGUAUGUCGUCUGCAGACCGCCGAAAUGCACCCCUAGUUCUCCUUCUAUCCCUCGUAUCACCGACACCCACGCUGACAGCAUCAGUCUGGCCUGGUCGCGCCCUGUGGAGGACGGAGGCGCUGAUGUGAUGGGCUACAUCCUGGAGAUGCAGGAAGCCGGUGCAGAGGAAUGGAAGAAGGUCCACGAAAAGACCCUGCGUGCUGCAGAGCAUGUGGUGACUGGACUUUCUGCAGGCAAGAAAUACUGCUUCAGAGUGGCUGGCGUCAACAUUAACGGUACUGGAGACUUCAGUGAACCGUGUGCUGAGACGGAGCCAGUGGAGAGAAUCGAAACUCCUGACUUUGAGCUCCACGAUGACCUGAAGAAGACCAUCUGCCUGCGUGCCGGUGGAUCCCUCCGCCUGUUCGUGAACGUCACCGGUCGUCCCGCUCCUGCCAUCACUUGGAGCAAGCCUGGUGUCGACCUCCAUAACAGAGGCUUCAUUGAAGUCACCAAGUCAUCCACCCAACUCAUCAUCGACCGGGUCCACCGCUACGACGCUGGCAAAUACACGCUGGUGGCCGAGAAUUCUGCCGGAAAACAGGAAGUCAACAUUCUGGUCAAGGUCUACGAUACUCCUGGACCAACUGGAGCAAUCAAGCUCAAGGAGCUGACCAAGGAGUCUGCAACCAUUUCCUGGGAAGCCCCAACCGUGGACGGCGGUGCUCCAGUCAACAACUACAUCAUUGAGAGGCGCGAGGCGUCCAUGAGAGCCUACAAGACCGUCACCUCCAAGUGCAGUAAGACGUCUUACAAGAUUGACGGCCUGAUGGAGGGCAUGCUGUACUACUUCCGGGUCCUCCCUGAGAACAUCUAUGGUAUCGGCGAGCCCUGCGAGACUCCCGACGUCAUCCUGGUUUGCGAGGUGCCUCUGCCGCCACACAAGCUGGAGAUGAUCGACGUCACCAAGAGCACCGUCACGCUGGGCUGGGAGAAGCCCGAGCACGACGGUGGCAGCAGACUUACAGGCUACGUCAUUGAAGCCUGCAAGUUCGGCACCGACAAGUGGAUGAAGGUGGCCACACUGAAGAUCACCGACUUCGAGCACACCAUUGAGAAGCUGAACGAGGGCGAGCAGUACUUGUUCAGAAUCAAAGCAGUCAACAGCAGAGGAGUCAGCGAGCCCAAAGAGCUCGUUACUGCCAUCACUGUACUGGAACAGAGAGUGAUGCCUGUGGUGGACUUCUCCAGUAUUCCUCAGAAGGUGGUGAAUGUCCUGGCCGGAAAGACUCUGGAUUUGGACCUGCCCAUCGUCGGCAGGCCUCCUCCUGUCUGCUCCUGGUACUUCAGCGAUAAUAAGAUGAAAAACACAGACCGCAUCAAGAUCAAGAGUACUGGAAAGUUCUCCAAACUGACCGUGUCAGACACCACUAUUGACGACUCUGGUGACUACAGCCUGGAGGUGAAGAACACCAUCGGUGUAAUCACCGAGAUCAUCAAAGUCGUCAUCCUCUCUAAACCUGAUGAACCAAUGGGACCCAUCAGGUUUGAUGAGAUAGAUGCUACCACCGUCACCUGCAGCUGGGAUCCUCCAGCCAGAGAUGGCGGAGCUCCCAUCAGUGGCUAUGCGGUGGAGCAGCGUGAUGCUCACAGACCCGGCUGGGUGCCCGUCUGCGACUCUGUUAGCCGACCAACCUUCAAGUUUGAGAACCUCAUUGAGGGAGAUGAGUACGUCUUCCGUGCAGCUGCCAUUAAUAACUACGGCACCGGAGAGUUCCUGCAGUCUGAGAUUGUUACCUGCAAGAGCAUGACAAAUGUGCCUGGACCUCCUGGUCGUCCAACCAUCUUUGAUGUUUCUCGUGACGGCAUGACCGUGGCCUGGAACCCGCCAGAAGAAGACGGUGGCCUUGAGGUUUCUGGAUACAUUAUCGAGCGUAAAGAAGUCAGGUCUGACAGAUGGGUGCGUGCCAACAAGAAUCCCAUCACCAUGACCAGAUACAGGUCGACAGAUCUGAUCGAGGGCCUGGAGUAUGAACACAGAAUCACUGCCAUCAAUGCCAGAGGAAUGAGCAAACCAAGUCUGCUGUCCAAACCUGCGGUGGCAACAGAUCCCAUCGAUCCACCUGGCUGUCCUCAGAACCCGAGGAUCACCGAUACCACAAAAUCCUCUGUGUCGCUGGCUUGGAGUCCUCCCGACGAGGAGGGAGACGCAAGGGUGGAUGGCUACCUGAUAGAAAUGCAGAAGGUGGGCACCAUGGCCUGGAUCAAGUGCAACACCACACCAUCUCUGAUCUGCGAGUAUACGCUGACCAAAAUGCCACAAGGAGAGGAGUUCAAAUUCCGUGUGAUGGCCUGCAAUGCCGGCGGCUCCGGAGAGCCUGCUGAAGUGCCUGGAACUGUCAGUGUGACUGAGAUGCUUGAACCUCCUGACUAUGAACUGGAGCUGAAAUACAAAGACGUGUACGUGGUACGCCAAGGAGGCGUGGUUAGACUCUCCUUGCCCAUCAAGGGUAAACCUCACCCAACCUGCACGUGGUCGAAGGACACCGGUGCAAUCUCCACCGUGGCCAUGAUCGCCUCCACGGAGGACGCCAGCGAGUUGGUGAUCAAAGGAGCCGAGAGAAGUGACUCUGGAGUGUACGACCUCCUGCUGGAGAACAGGGUUGGCAAGAAGAAGGCCCAGAUCAAGGUGAAGGUCAUCGGCCGCCCAAGCGCUCCAGAAGGACCACUGGUCUUUGAGGAGAUCCAGGCCAACUCUGUCAAGGUGUCCUGGAAGGUGCCCACAGAUGACGGUGGCUCGGAGAUCCUGGGUUACAUCGUAGAAAGACGCGAGGCGGCCAGAAACGCCUGGUACACCGUGGAUUCGAGAGUGACGGACACUCAGCUGCUUGUCAAGGGCCUGAGGGAGGGAACAGAGUACCACUUCAAGGUCACCGCUGAAAACUCCUUCGGUAUCAGCGCCUCUCUGAAAUCAGAGCAGCCACUGGUGCCGAAGACUCCUCUCUGUCCCCCUGAGCCUUCAAGCACCCCACCAGAGAUCAUGGAUGUCACCAAGAGCUCCGUGGCAUUGGCCUGGUCCAGACCAAAGGACGACGGGGGUUCUACCAUCACCGGCUACUUUGUUGAGUACAAGCUGGUGUCCGCUGAGACGUGGUCCCGCUACCAGACCAAGAUUGCCUCCACCAUGUUUACUCUGCCUGGACUCACCCCUGACGCAGACUACCAGUUCCGCAUCGUUGCUGUCAACAGCAUUGGCGAGAGCGAGGCUGGUCCUGUGUCUGACCCGGUCACAUGCAAGGAUCCAUUCGACAAGCCAAGUCAACCAGGCGAGAUUGACACAGUGAACGUGACAAAGAGCGCCAUCGCCAUACGCUGGCAAGCUCCAGAGUGCGAUGGUGGAAAGCCGGUCCUGGGCUACUGGGUGGAGUACAGGAAGUCCAUCGAGAGCACCUGGAAGAAGUCCAACAAACAGAGACUGAAGGAAAAGACGUUUACCAUGCCUGGCCUGGCAGAGGCCACCGAGUACGAGUUCAGAGUGUUUGCUGAGAAUGAGACUGGUAUGAGUCGACCUCGUAGGACCGCCACGUGCAUCAGGACCAAACUGAGUGUUGAAACUGAACCAGGCCUGAGAAAGGAAAUGGAUGAAGUAACUGCCAAGCUUGGCCAGCCUGCUGUAAUGAAGUGCCAGAUUAUUGGUAGACCCAUCCCUGACAUCAAGUGGUAUCAUGCCGGCAAGGAGAUUGUUGAGUCUCGCAAGUACGAAAUGAGCUCUGAUGGCCGCAACCACUCCCUGUCCAUCAUGACGGAUCAACAGGAGGAUGAGGGAGAGUACACCUGCAAGGGAAUCAAUGACGCCGGAGAAGCAGAGACUACAGGCGUUCUGGUAUUGGAGGCCCCUGCGUCCUUCAAUCCAGACUACCCGCUGAAGGAAACCUACUACGCCAGCCUGGGAUCCACUCUGCGCAUCCAUGCUGUCUACAUUGGCCGUCCUGAGCCAAAGAUCAUGUGGCUGCACGGGGCAAAGACCCUUGAAAACACAGAGGACCUCAGCAUUGAGACCACAGAGCACUACACACACCUGGUGAUAAAGAACGUGCAGCGCAGACUCAACGGAGGCAAAUACAGAAUCAGACUGCACAACCACUUCGGCAGGUCUGAAGCUGCAUUCAACGUUGAGAUUUAUGACAAACCUGAUAUGCCUCAGGGUCCGAUUGUGCUGGAAGCCCUCCUGAAGAACUCUGUCAUCAUCAGCUGGAAGGUUCCCAAAGAUGACGGAGGCUGCAUGAUCACCAACUACAUUGUGGAGAAGCGUGAGGACAAGGAGGGCACUGAGUGGGAACUGGUGUCAUCAUCCGUCAAUGGCACAUAUUGCCGUGUGCCCAACCUCAUUGACAGUGCCGGAUACUUCUUCCGUGUGUAUGCCCAGAAUCGCUAUGGCAACAGCGAACCACUGGAGCUCACUUCCCCUAUCCUUAUCAAGAGCCAACUGGAGAAACCAUCACCUCCUCUGUCGCCAGUUGUUUCUGGAAUCACCAAGGACUCCUGCGUGGUUUCCUGGAAGCCUCCACUCAGCGACGGUGGCUCCAAGAUCAAGUGCUAUUGCCUUGAGAAAAAGCAAAAGAAGGACAAGAAGGAAUGGGGUGAAUGGACUCCGGUGACCAAGGACGAGAUCAAACAGACGGUGUUCUCCGUCAAGCGUCUGACCGAGGGUCUUGAGUGUAUCUUCCGUGUGAAGUGCGAGAACCUCGGGGGACAGAGCGACUACAGCGAUGAGACGGCUCCCAUCAUUCCAGCCACAGCCGUCGAUAUCCGUGCUCCGGCCUUCAAGGAAGAACUGAGGAACAUGAGCGUCAAAUACAAGAGCAAUGCUACCCUGGUCUGCAAGAUCACAGGGCAGCCCAAGCCUGUGAUUAAAUGGUUCAGACGAGGAAAGGAAGUCCACUCUGAUGGAAAGAAGAUCAAGAUACAGGAAUUCAAGGGAGGUUACCACCAGCUGGUCAUCACCGAGGCUGAUGAGGAAGACUCCACUGUGUACCAGAUCAGGGCCACCAACCAAGGAGGCUCCAUCUGUGCGACCAUCUCUCUGGACGUUGAAAUCCCUGCCAAGAUCAACCUGCCAAAGAACCUGAAGGACAAGGAAGCCAUCCCUGCCCUGCGUGGAGAAGUAGUCAAUAUCAAGAUUCCGUUCAUCGGCAAACCAGAUCCUGUCAUCACAUGGCAGAAGGGACAAGAUCUUAUCGACAGCAAUGGCCACUACCAGGUCAUCGUCACUAGAUCGUUCACUUCUUUGGUGUUCACUAAUGGAGUGGAGAAGAAGGAUGCUGGUUUCUACAUCGUCUGUGCCAAAAACAGAUUUGGCAUCGAUCAGCAGACAGUUGAGCUGGAUGUAGCUGAUGUUCCUGAUCCUCCACGUGGUAUCAAAGCCACUGACGUCUCCCGAGACUCAGUCACACUGAACUGGGUGGCCCCAGCAAAUGAUGGAGGUAGCAGGGUCAUCAACUACAUCAUCGAGAAGUGCCCGACCACUGCUGAGAGGUGGGAGCGUGUUGUCCAGUCCCGUGACACCCACUACACCGUUACCAAUCUUUUCGGAGGAACCAGCUACCAGUUCAGAGUCAUCGCUGAGAACAAGUUUGGACAGAGUGCUCCAUCGGAGACCAGUGGACCUGUGAUGACUAAGGAGGACAAAUCAAGAGUUCUGCUCUAUGACAGGGAGGUUGACGAUACUGGACGUGUCCCCAAGGGCAAGGUUCACUCCGAAGCCAAGAAUAUGCACAACAAAUACGCCAUUGCAGAGGAAUUGGGCAGAGGUCAGUUUGGCAUUGUCCACCGCUGUGUUAGCAUCAGCUCUGAGAAGACCUACAUGGCUAAAUAUGUCAAGGUGAGAGGCGCUGAUCAAGCAAUAAUCAAGAAGGAAAUUGCGACACUGAAUCUCGCCAAACAUACCAACUUCCUGCUCCUCCAUGAGUCUUUCGACAGCCCAGAGGAGUUGGUGAUGAUUUAUGACUUUAUCUCUGGCUCUGACAUCUUUGAGCGCCUCAGCACAGCCGAGUUUGAGCUCAAUGAGCAUGAGAUUGUCAACUACAUAAGGCAGAUCUGCUCGGCUCUUCAGUUCCUGCAUGAAGAGAGCUACGGACACUUUGAUAUCAGACCUGAGAACAUCGUGUACACAACUAGAACCAGCUCUAAUGUGAAGAUUAUUGAGUUGGGCCAGGCCAGACAUCUGACUCCUGGAGACCAAAUUAAGGUCCAGUACACCACUGCCGAGUAUGCUGCGCCUGAGAUCCACCAGUGUGAUAUGGUUAGCAGUGUCACAGACAUGUGGUCAGUUGGUGUCCUUGCCUAUGUCCUCCUCAGUGGAUUAAAUCCAUUCACUGCUGAAACCAACCAACAGAUGAUUGACAACAUCUCCAGUGCAGCUUACAGCUACGACGACGAGUCCUUCAAGCAGGUCAGCGUUGAGGCGUUAGACUUCACAGACCGCCUAAUGACAAAGGAACGUAAGCAUCGUAUGACUGCAGCUGAGGCUCUGGCACAUCCUUGGCUGACCAAGCCCGCAGAGGAGAUCAGCACCAGAGCGAUCCAAACCGGCAGGCAUAAGAGAUACUAUCAGGCAAUGGUAAAGAAAGAGUGGAAGACUGUUGUCUCCGCAGCUCGUGUGGCCAGCGGCGGCUCCAUCAGAUCCCAGCGUGGCGUCUUUGUCGCCAAGGUGAAGAUCGCUCCGUUUGAACACGGUCCUGUCGGAGGCCAAAUUGGCCACCAUGUGGUGAACGAGGGAGACAACGUGAAGUUCACCUGCAACAUUGAGAACUAUGACAGCACAACUGAGGUGACGUGGUACUGUGGCGUCAGGCAACUUGAAGCUGGUGACAAAUAUGAAAUUGAGUACGAAGAUGGCCUGGCUGUGAUCACCAUCAACAAGGUCACUAGAGCAGAUGACGGCACGUACAGAUGCAAGGUUGUGAACGAGUAUGGUGAGGACAGUGCCUAUGCAGAGCUGUUUAUCAAUGGUGUUAGAUCUUACCGCGACUUCUUCACCACUCGUGUGGUCAAGAAAACAAAGCGCAGAGUCGACACUGCCAGAAUGCUUCAGAAGCCACCAGAGUUCACCCUUCCUCUGACAAACCGUACAGCCUACAUUGGUGAGGAUGUGCGCUUUGGCGUAACCAUCACCGUUCACCCGGAGCCUCGUGUCGUUUGGCACAAAUCAGGACAGAAGCUCAUCCCUGGAUUUGACGACAAGAAAUACACCUUCAUCAGCGACAAGGGCCUGUACCAGCUGAUUAUACACAAACUCGACGACGAUGAUGAUGCAGAGUACAGUGUUGUGGCCCGUAACAGGUACGGGGAUGACAGCUGCAAGGCUCGUCUUACUGUUGUUCCUCGACCUAAACCAGCAGACCUCACCCUGAGGCCCAUGUUCAAACGCCUGCUUGCAAAUGUCGAGUGCAGAGAGGGCCAGAACGUGCGCUUUGAGAUCAGAGUAUCCGGACAUCCAACACUGAAGUGGGAGAAGGAUGCCCAGCCUUUAGCCUUUGGACCAUCUAUUGAGGUGGUCCACGAGGGUCUGGAUUACUACAUCCUCCAUGUGAGAGACACUCUGCCUGAGGACUCUGGUAUAUACAGAGUUACUGCCACCAACUCUGCUGGAUCUGCCAGUUGCCAGGCCAUGCUCAAAGUAGAACGUUCCACUCAUGUAAAGAAGGAAUAUGAACCGAGCGAAAAGGAGAAGAAAGAGAUAGCUGGAAAGGAGGAAAUGGACAAGAAGGUGAGGCUGUCUCAAAUUAUGGCCGACACUGUGUUUACACCUCUACCACCCCUAGCAAUCCAAGCUGUCAGGGAGGCAGCCACCAUGUUCAAACCUGCUGUGACGACUAAGAAGGGUGAGAAGACUGAGGCUGAGAUUCAGAAAGAAAAGGAGGAGAGGAAGAAGCGCGCGGAUGAGAAGAGGCUGCGUAUGCCCUACGACGUCCCCGCUCCUCGUGUCACUAACCAAGCUGCUCUUGAAGAGGACCCGGAAAUUAAACACUUCCAGCCGCUCUCUGACAUGAAAUGGUACAAAGUCCUGCGGGAUCAGUACGAGUUCCCUGAGCCUAUGGAUAAAAUCAAGCAGAAGAGGAUGAAACGUAUUCGCCUCUCCAGAUGGGAGCAGUUCUAUGAGGUGCCAAUCAGGAUCAAGGACCAGUACAAGCCUAAGUGGAACAUCCCAACCAUGACUCAGGAUGACUUGGAGACUGUGAGGCCUGCAAGGCACCGCACACCUUCCCCUGAGAUGGAGGCCUACCACAGGAUCAGGAGGAGGUCCUUGGGUGAUCUGUCAGACGAGGAGCUCCUGCUGCCUGUGAAUCAGUACCUGUCUAUGAAGAGAACAGAGGAGGAAAGGCUUCGUCUGGAGGAAGAGCUGGAGCUUGGUUACUCUGCUUCUCCACCAAGCCUCAGCCCAGUUCGCUUCGAACUGUCUGCCCUGCGUCCCUCAUCUCCCAAAAGAGUCUACACUGACGACGAAGAGGGAGAAGAAAUCCGCAGAUACGACUCCUACCGAAUUCCAUCUAAAUACGAGGCUGGCCCGAGUUUCGUUGACCUCCGCCAGCGUCACGACAAAGCCACAUACAAAGCCCCGAGACAGAAGCAGAGGGUGUACGAAGAGAAAGAAGAUCACGAGCUGCUGCGCCCACACACAACUGUUCAGAGAAUGUCCACUUACAAGAGUGAACUCAAGCGCAUGGAGUUUGAGGAGAAGACUCGAGUCUCCAAAAGGGAAACAACUGUCUCUGUUGCAACAGUUUCUGAGAGCGUUGAGUCUGAGCACCUGACUGCUUUCUCCUCAGAAUAUAUUCCUAAACCGAUCAAGAAGCUCCCAACGUCUGAACCUUUGAGGAGAUCUACCCCAGAAAGAGCUGCCAAGACUGAAGUGACCUUCUCUAAAGUUGACUUUGCUUCCAGGUAUGAGGAGAGAAAGCAAGCUCUGAGAUCAGAGAGAAGAUCAAUGGAGAGGAAGACCGAGGUGGUGACACAGGCUCCCUUCAGCCUUGACCACACCCCACGUAUUACCAUCAGGAUGCGAUCUCACCGCGUACCAUAUGGCUGCACCACAAAGUUCACCAUGAAUGUCCAGGCCAAACCUGAGCCUGAGGUCAAAUGGUUCCACAAUGGAAAAGAAAUUUCUCAGACGAGCAAAUACUACAUGACCAACAUCAGUGGAGUUCUUACUCUCAAGAUCACCAACUGUGUGACGGAAGAUUCUGGCACUUACCGCGUGGUCUGCAAGAACGCCAAAGGAGAGACUUCUGACUAUGCCACAUUGGAUGUAGCAGGAGAAGAAUUUGCUGCCUACUCCUCACUCCGCAAAGAUGAGGAGCCUCCAUCUGCCCAGCUGCCAGAAAUGACAAAAACAGAGGUGUAUCACGUCUCCUCCUCUAGAACAACAGUACAGGAAAGUGUGACUGAAACUGUGAGAGAGACCACCAUUGUUUCUGAGAAGAAAAAGGAGAAGCAAAGUGUUCCUGCCAAGAUCCUGACCAAACCAAUGUCCCUGACUGUAGAGGAGGGAGACAACGCCAGGUUUGAGUGUGAUGUGGAUGGCGAACCGUCGCCUUCUGUGACAUGGCUGCGUGAAGGACAAGCUAUUGGUUCCUCUGCCCGUUACCACAUCGUCUCUACUCAGUACAACUCCUCCUUCGAGAUCUCUGCUGUUGAGAUGUCGGAUGGAGGCAGCUACACUCUGCGGGUAGAAAACGCUGGAGGCAAACAAGAAGCCCACUUCACCCUGACAAUUCGCAAGUCUGAGUCCAAGGAGAAAGUAGUCACCAGAAUCACCUCCCCAGAGGCCAAGUCACCUGAGCCAGUCAAAUCUCCUCAGAGAGUCAAGUCCCCUGAGCCAAUCAAGUCACCUCAGGGAAUCAAGUCCCCUGAGCCAAUCAAAUCUCCUCAGAGAGUCAAGUCCCCUGAGCCAAUCAAGUCACCUCAGGGAAUCAAGUCCCCUGAGCCAAUCAAGUCACCUCAGAGAGUCAAGUCCCCUGAGCCAAUCAAGUCACCUCAGAGAGUAAAGUCUCCUGUCUCGCCAAAAUCCCCAACACCAAAGUCCCCUACUCCCAAAUCCCCAACUCCAUCUGCGAAAGAAUUAUAGAAAGUAGAGUCGACAACCUGCACAGUUACUGUACAAGGCUCCAAAACAAAGGCUGAACUGACUCUGAGGGCCAACAUCUCUGAGGCUUCUUGAUGAAGGAGGGCGCCGGCAGAGCGUACACCCUCCGACUGUCCACCGACUCUGCAACUGUCAACGUUCACAUUUGCUCCAUGUAAAAAAAAAAAAAAGUUAAUUUAUAUCCCCGUUUCCCUCUUCCAGAAACUUUUAUUUAGUGAAUUAGCAACGAUAAUCUUACGUGAUAAAGAUCUGGAUUUCUGUUCUUGUAAAUAUGAACUAUUUUUGUACCAAACUUGACAUUAAUUUAUGCCAAACUAGACUAAAGUCUAAAGUUGUUAUAAAAUGUGCCAUAUUGGACAAUUAUGACCAGACCCAAACGGAAUCUGCGGAUUUAUUUUUUUUACAGUUUCCAGCAGUGAUUCAGAAUGAAAAUCUGCGGAAUUUAGCUGACUGUUUUUCUGCUUAAAGUGAAGAUGUGUUACCAUUCUGAGUUUUAUUUAAAAUUUUGUUUAAAUUUGUCUAAAAUCUGCAGAAAAUUCUGCAUCCACAGAUUCCGUGUGGCCCUGAUUAUGACUUAGGAUUUUUGAACCACUUUUCUGUGACAUGUACAUAAUGUAUAUAGCCGAAUUUAACGGUUAUGGGAAAUGUAUGCAUUGUUAUUUAUGACAAGAAUAUUAACUGAAACAAAAUAACAAUUAUUUUAACAGGAGAAAGUUUCACCAGGAACGAAUACCCUGUCGAACCGAGAAACUAAACUCUGUGCCUCAACGAAAAGUUGAAGUCUUAAGAUUGCCUCAGCAGGUAGAGAGGCUCCCUGUUGACGUUACGAAACAGAAAGACAAAUUAUUGUUUUGGACACGCGUCUGCGUGCGAUAAUACAGUUUCCUAUGAGUUGUACCGUGAGCGUAAGACCCUGAGUGCUGUUUGCAUAACCCUCAUGUAAGCAGCAUGAACUGGCCUUGUGCUCAGACCGACUGCGUCGUACCACCACGAUUUAAAGACCAGCGCAGAGUGCUAGCGGCCUGCACUCUCAGCGUUUAGAUCAUUUUAUUUUAAAAAAGAGCGCUGUUUCUGCACAGGAUGGCCGUGCCGGCUUUCUAAAAACGUAACAUCUCCUGGCAAUGAAUAAAGAGGAAGCCGCCGCCGUCUCUCCUGUGCAGGCGCAGCGCAGUCUCUCGGAGGAUAGCUAGCUAACGUGUUUGUGUGUUGGAGUGUUUUUAGUUUUUAGUAAUUUCACUUUGUCAUUAUCAGGGUCUUCUUCAUUCUCCACAGAGACUCCAUCUCCUGUGAGAGAGGAAAGAACAUUCAUGUUUUACCCUGCACUUUGAUUUAAUUGAUCUGUUGAUGUAGAACGAUAUUUCAUCCUCCUUGAGUUUUAUGCAUUUCUGAUUUAAUAAAGCAUGAUUUCAGCACGACA
Molecule: messenger RNA, 76967 nt
Organism: Sander lucioperca (pikeperch)
Lineage: Eukaryota; Metazoa; Chordata; Actinopteri; Perciformes; Percidae
Product: titin-like
Exons: 188
Coding region: 242-75532 (25096 amino acids)
Biological process (GO): protein phosphorylation
Molecular function (GO): protein kinase activity; ATP binding; protein binding
Source: RefSeq, a predicted model, not a curated record